GCACUGUGUCUGCACCGGUGGGCGGGAAUUCUCUGUCCUAGUCUCCGCCAUCUUGUUUCGGUUCCACCGACCCCCUCCCCCUCGAAUCCCGGAGCGUGCAGGGUAGCGUACCGCCCUCACCCCCCGCGAUACCCAGCGCGCCCGCCCUCCCUCCCUCCCGCGCCUGGCAGCCGCCGGUAGAGCCGAGCAGAGACUAUCCCGCCGGAGAGAGCAGCGAUCACCGUGCCGGUAAGUCUCAUGUCUCCGUAUAGGGGGAGGGUGGGGGAGUCACCGGGGCCGACAAACCGUUGUACCGCUCGCAGGAGCCGGUCACAGGCCGCUCUCCCCGCCUCGGGCCUCGCUCAUUGGUGGAGGCCGCGGUGUGGCCGGUGUGAUUGGUCGGUGAGGCCGGAAACUGAGCUGGAUAGGAGGGGGAGAGCUGAGGGACCGGGCGGGAAAAUGGCGGCCUGCUGGCGGUACCCAGGGGCAGGACUAAGCUCUGUUAGUGAGGUGAAUGGCUUGUUCAACACAGCUCUGUGUGAUGUGACAGCCAGCCAGCCAGUGUCUUACAGAGUACCACAUCACACAGCUCUAUGGCACUUCAUAUACAGAGGGCAUGGUUUACUCGGGAUCUAUCCCUGGAAAGUGAAUCUCACAAUUUACACUAAAACAGACUAGCUGUGCUAAAUCUAGGUUGGACAUUUUUUCCUCCCAAAUCGGCUAAUUUUGCCUAAAUGUUAUAGUUUAGUAAGUAUACCAACGAAAAUUAUUGGAGUGAAUGGGACUGUGUAUGGUCCAUGAGUCGACCCAUCAGUGUACAGUCUUGAUCUUAUGUAAACUGACAGUAAGCUGCAUUAUGGCUCUGACUACAUUCUUGCACAGUUCCAUUUGUCUUGUAUCAGGGUUCUGGAAUUCUUGUCGUCAGACACCUAGGACGUGGAGUUCCAGGCACGGUGCAGGCAGCGGUUUUUGUUUGCUCUUGUGGGGACAAUGGGGUUGAUAUCCCAGAUUGAAUGUGCCUGUGGUGUUCUUGGGGCAAAUUCAUUUAUGAGGGGGGGGGGUUCUCGAGCUCCAGAAAUUGCACCGUGGGCUACAGAAACAAACUUUAACUUGCCCCGAACAUGUCACUGUUUGAGAGUAUGGCAUGCCAUGUACUGUAGAAAGUGUUUAUUGUAGAUUUUUUUUUUUUUUUUUAAUUGUGCUGAAAGCACUCUGUGCAUUGUGUGAUAUGUGUUGUUUGUACACACAGAACCAUGUGUAUAUAGAACCACUAUGGGCUAAAGUGGAGUAACCAACAAGAAUAUUCCCUUAGUUUUCUCUAUAAUUGACCUACCAAUUUUCCUUAAAGAAACGUUAACGUGUUAGGAUUAUAAACCUGUGUUCCUAACACUUUAGUGUACCUAGUUAUUUAGGUGUUGUCAUCCCCCACCCAAUUAAAAUUAAUGUAAAAAAAAGUUUUUCUUCCAUUGCUGCGUCUCCUCAUAGAGCAUUGGCGCAUCUAAGAUUUCCCAGGUAAAGCAUUGAAUCAAUACUUUCCUAUGGGGGGUGCAAGGUCAGUUUUACAUGAUUGUUGCAGCAUAAGCGCCUCAGGUGGAAGACAGCUACUGAAGUUAAACCCUUCAAGUUGAACAUUGCCGUGUUUGCAAGUGGCCUGGGUAACUUUAGUGGUUCUAAUGUGAACCUGUCACCACUCUCCAGCUGCAAUCUCAUUACAGAGGUGGGUGUUACAUGUCUGUAACACUUACCUCUCAUCUGGCAAGUCCUUUCUCUGAUUUGCCCUGUUUGGGGACACUUUCUGAAGCAGGACAAACCUAUCAUGCAGACACAUUGACUUAGUUUUCCAGCAUUUGAAUGGAGUGACAAGUCACUCUGUUACUAUACUCUCUUGCCAACGCUAGCAGUGCCAGCUAGCGUUACCAUUACAACCACGGCCCAGUGCAGGGUACAAAGCAUGGAAAGAGUGGUGUACAUUUAAAAAAACAAAACAAAAAAAAACUCCCUUUUAUGAGUGAUGUCAGCAGAGAAACUAUAACCUUCUGUUGUGAUUAUAGUGUCAGAAGUGCUCUGGCACCGUGGUAAAAUCAUUAUGUGGGUCAUGCUAGAACCUCUUCCUUUGCAUCUGGUCUUCUCCAGCAGGGAAUCCUGGAUGGCUCUAGAGCAGUGGUUCUCAAAUCAGUUCCCAAAUCCAGGAUUUAUUUAUUUCUGAUUUUAUCCACUGGAGAUACUGACAAAACCUGGACUGUCAGUGGGUCUUGUGGACUGGUUUGGGAAAUACUGCUCUAGAGAGUAAUGCAGAACAGGCUGAGGGGUUCUGCAUUGUAAUUUGCUGUGCAGAGCCUUCUGGCUUCUCAUUCAGGAGAAGACUAGAUGUGGACUUUACACUCUGUGACAUCCAGAUAAGUUCUCAAAUUGUGCUCAAUUGAGUACUAAGUAAUUUCACAGCUAUUCUGCGUAGUUCUUUAUCAGUUUUCUGCUAAUUACUGUAAGCAGCAAUAAAAAAAAACACAACAGUGGAGAUGUUGAAUUUUUAUUUUAAAAACUGUACAUAUUGAAGUUAUUUUUAAUUUUGUUUAACUGUGCUUAUUGUGUCCAGCACAUAGGCUUCUCAUGUAGACAACUUUUUAUUCUCUGCAGGUAUUAAAGGGGAGAUUGCAGACAGCUGAUCUGUUGCUUUUACAAGCUGUUUGGUUUUUCAUAUACCACCAAGGAAAAUCUGCAGAAAUAAAUGCAGGCAUGUUUUCUUUGGGGUUAUAUCUACUAAAUUGUUUAAAUAAACAAUUUUCAAUGGAGUGUUCCUAUACAACUAAUGGUAAAUGUUAAGAUUGAUCACACAUUUCCUGAUUACUUUGAGAUUCCAGGCUAAUUUAGUCUGUAGUCAGCUUACUACUGGUUAAAUCAACAAUUCUCACAGCGUAUAUUGACUUCUGUGGCAUCAAAUUAAUAGCAGUAUUACCUGAGAGGAAGUGGUUACAGCAGGGGAAUAUGUUAGCUUCUGGCUCAUGCUGGGGAGCUGCAGGGAAGUCUUAGUGAACUGUCAUAACAAAUUAAUGUCUUAUUAUACCAAGCCUUGAGCAUCUAUGCUCUCAUUUGAUCAAAAGUAACAAGACAACAUCUAUAGUAUCCAGCCUGUGCCUUUAUAUCCAGAAACACUAAAUACAUGUCUGUAGGUAAUGGUUGGACUGAGUGUUGGUCUAUUCCUCAUGCUCUCUUUUAAUUCAAGUGGUCAUGGAGCCUGCCGUCUGUAACUCCAACUCCGGCAGAGUCACUGUGGUGUCCUAGCAGGAUCAGAUAGGAGGGCAAACAGUUGCAAAACAGACUGACCCUUUAAUGGAAAACAGGACCAGAGUACACCUGGCAUCAUAACCGGUACAGCUUGUUGAUGCUUGGAGUAACCUUUUAAUCCCUUUAAUUUUUUUUUUCGACAUUUGCCGCUCAUGCUCCAAACAAUCUGUUUUCCUGGCACUGCAGGUCCCCUCUCCCUCCCACCCCCUAUCCUAAGUUGCUGAAGGGGUUAAAACCAUUUCAGUGACUUACCUUUAUCCAGCGCCAAUGUCCCUCGGUGCUGGUUCAGGGUCCGCCCACGCUCCUCCCCCACCGUCAUCCAGCGGGGAGACCUAUUGCGCAACGGGGAGACCUAAUGCGCAUGCGCGGCAAUGCUGCACACACGUAUUAGACCUCCCCAUAGGAAAGUUGAAAGAUGCUUUCCUAUGGGGAUUUCAGCGACGCUGGAGGUCCUCACAAAAUCUGUGCUAUAAACAAGGAAGUGCCCUCUAGUGGCUGUCUAGUAGAGCAGGAGUUAAGCCUGCAAUGUAAAUAUUGCAGUUUAUGAAAACUGCAAUAUUUACAAUUGCAGGGUUAAGGGUAGUGGGAGUUGGCACCCAGACCACUCCAAUGGGCAGAAGUGGUCUGGGUGCCUGGAGUAUCCCUUUUAAGCAUUGAAAGUUGCUGAGAUACCCUAAAAAUUAGGAACUUCUCAAGCACUAUUGCUUGAUGACAGUGGACCCCACCAUAAGUUGGCAUCGAUAUUGGAGGCGGAUUCCUUUCUGCAUGCUCUUGGCCUAACUGUUUCUGUUAAUAAGGAGACUAGUUUUGCCCACACAUGGGAUUUUGAUAAUAUUGACGUCUUUAUUCCCACUGUCUUCACAGCUCCAGGUGGAGGACAUUCUCCAGUAUCUUCAUAGCAGGACUGCUUUCUCUAACGGGAUCUCCUAAGUUUAGUUUUGUUUUUGUUUAUUGCUGAUUUCUUUUUUCAUAUCUCUUCCUUUUGACGCCUUUGCAUUGUUGACUUCUCACACUAGCACCCCACUAAUUAUGAAUAACUAAGAGGCUGAUUUAUUUCAGUUGGAUAUCUGUUUGGGUGUAAUAAUUUUUCAGAAUCGAGCCCGACUAACAUUUUUGUUUAUACUUAGAAAUGGAUAGAUUGACUUAGAGUUAAAAGAUUGUGCUAUGUUGGCUCUGCUUUUCCACUUGUAGGUAACUCACCUGCAUAAUAAAUGUAAAUAAAUUAGGAAGACUGUAGUCAGCCAGACCACUUCAUCUCAAUGAAGUGAUUUGGGUGAAAUGGUCCUAUCAGCCACCAGAGGAAUUUCCUCCUCCAGACGACUUGGUAUGGGAAUCAAAUGCUGCUGAUAGCAGCAAUUAAUUGGAGGAGAGUGGAAUUUGAUAGUGCAUUCAUACCACCAAUCCAUUGCUCUAUGAGCAGCAAUAGAUUGGAGGAGAUUGAGGAGUCAGUAAGCAUGCUGCCAUCUUCAAAGGCAGCUGCAGUGGAGGAGUCCCGACAUUGGAAGCAAGGUGAGUAAUCUUUAUUUUACCUACUUUUUUUUUUUUUUUAAACCAAAGGUGUGCAUAUGAGGGAACAUAUAGUCCUGACUAUAUGUUCUCUUUACGCUAAAGUUAUUUUGGUGCUUAGGAAGUUCCUUUUAACCAAUGUUAAUCUGAUAAUUGUUUCAAACAAGACAAAAUAAUUUGCCAUGAAGGGGAGUUAGGCAAGAUUCUUUUUUUUGCGUAAGGGGGCUCCAACAUGUAAUCCAAAUAGCAAUCAACAUAUUUCCACUACUUUUAUCUAAAUGCCUCGCAGGGGUAUACAACGCCCCUAUAUGCAAUGAGGUAGAAUCCCACUUUUACAUAUUAUAUUGCACAUGGACAAGCUGCUCAGAAAGACACAGGCACAUCUAUGCCAAAGUUGCCUUUACUGUUUUUUGUGUUGCAUGUAAGGUCUCACUGGAUCCUCUUUAGACCUCUGUGGCAUAUUCUCAUAUAUGUACCAGUGUACAGCAGUGAUGCUGGCUUCUGGUGGAUGAAGCUUCUGCAGCUGAAGGGAAAAAAAAGUCUGCAUCAUUGCAAGAGAGCAUCACGUAAGUAUACCUCAUCUCUGCUUAGCCUUUGGAUUGUCUCCCUCUGUGGUCUUCGCAAAAAAAAGACAGUGAUAUGCUUUAAAAGUUUGUGAUUGAAGUUACUAGACACGAGUAAUUGGUUAGGCACUUCCUUUGCAUUUUGUGUUUCUAGUUUGCUGUCCGUGAAAUGUCUUAAUAUGAUUCCUAGUCUGUGAUUAAACCCUUUCAUAUCUUAUCAUAAGGAAUGUUGGCUUUUGGUAGAUUUCCUGGAAAUUGAAAGUACCUUUCAACUGAAGUACAUCUGAAGAAGGCAGACUGGUUUCUAAAUGUCUCUAUAGUUUUAUGAUCCAAACAAUUAUUUUAAUCCCCCAACUAAAACAAGAGUUAGUUUUUCAGCAAACUCUUUCAUGUCUGGCCAGUUUGCAAAGAAGAAUGUAAGUACAGCAUGCUUAAAGAAUUCAUAUUUUAAAUACUCCUCAUAGUCCCCCAGUUUCUGAGAGAAUACUUGCUACUCCUCCUUUCAAAGUAUACAGGCCAUCUAAAAUUGUCAAAACAGGUGAUACUUGUUUGGUGACUGGUUCAUCAACGUUGUAUUUUCUUUAGGAAUUCUAGUCUAUUCUACUCUUGAUCUCAUUGAGUCAAGGUAAACUGCUUGUUGAAAAAAAAAAAAUGAUUGGCAUAUUUGAACGUGUUUAAUCGUUGCAUCGGCUGAAAAAGACUCUGUGAAACUUUAGAAAAUGCCUCUUGUGGCUGUAUGCAGUCUUAAAACUGCAUUGUUUUAUAUUACAGGCUAAAGGGGACUUGGGCAAUGCACCCAGACCACUUCAAUGAGAAGUGGUCAGGGUGUCCACAGUGUCCGCUUAAAUAUUCCUGAAUAUUAUGUUUUUUCAAGAAUUCCCGUUGAUGUUUAAAAUUCCGAGACUCUGAUAAAACCAACUCUUCUGGCAGAGAAUACCAUAUAUUGUUGCUUUAAAGUUGGGGCAGGGAACCUUAUUUUUUUUCCCAUGUGGAUAUUUAUGACGUCAUUCGCAGGCCAUACAAAGCUAUAAACUCAAAAAUUUGCCUGCUAUAUUUGGUCAAACAUUAAAUUAACUCACUCUUAAUGUGAUGGCUGGAACUGAUUCUCUUUGUGAGGCGUGUGAUGUUAGCUGGUAUUGGUGUUGCUACUUGCUACUGCUUUUCCAGGCUUUCGUCAUCACAGCAGUCUACAGACAAGCUCACUGACGCAUGCUCACUACAUUCUCCAUCCCUGCUUUAAUGAACAUCUUUUCUUCCAAUCUAAACAAGGAGCCUUGAUUUGUAUGUACCUAGCUAAAAUAUUACUGACGCAUGCUCACUGCAGACAAGCCCACUGACGCAUGCUCACUGCAGACAAGCCCACUGACGCAUGCUCACUGCAGACAAGCCCACUGACGCAUGCUCACUGCAGACAAGCCCACUGACGCAUGCUUAGUCACAUACGCACACAGAAGCUCACUCUCAGUCAUGUGUUGCUGAGUAAGCCUACUUGACAUUGAAUGUUCUGAAAAUACUGGGAGCUAAAGUUCUCACUUUCCAACCUUUUCCUAUUGACAAGGUCAGCAGCUUGAGUGCAGGGUAGAUCAGGAGAGGCACAGAAAGCUGCCUCCCCACAGUGCCCCUAUCACCAGCACCUCCCUCCUUAAUACCCUCUCAGGGCUAUAAAAUUUCAAGUCUCGUUUGAGGUUGUCUUGACGGGCCAGACCAAAUGAUUUUGCUGGCCUUAUACGGCUCGCGGCCGGACAUUCCCCAUCCCUGCUUUAAUUAAUAUCUUUUCUUCCAAUCUAAACAGGGAGCCUUGUGUUGUAGCCAAACUAUUCCUGAUGCAAUAAGAAACCAAUGAAUAUAUAACUAGGGCUUAAUAUUUGUAGUCCUGUGCUACUAGUCAGGCCUUAAAAGUUACUCGCCACUACACGCCAUAAUAUACUUGCCAGGGGUGAAUUUCACUCUUCAAUGGCUAGUGGAGAGUAGAAGUUUUGAGCCCUGAUAAAACCAUAGCUAGUUAUCCACAUAAUAAAGUGCUACUUGUGUAUGUUAAGAAUGUCUCCACGUGCAUAUACAGAAACAAAAAUGAUUUAACUUGUAAAUGACAGAGAAUUAAGCAGUGAGACAGCAGGUGCAUGAUCUAUGCACUGCAAUUGCUUAAUUACGCUAAAGUUGUUUUUGUGCUUAAUGUAUACAUUUUAAGAUAGGAUAGGCUGUAUUUUUUUUCUUCAGUGGGGAAAAAAAUACAGCCUAUUUUAUCUUAACUAACCUUUUUUUAAAUUAAAUUGAGGAACUUUGGCAAUGUAUGGUUUGUUUGAGUCUGUUAUCUUGGCAAUUAAAACAGGCUCCAUUAUCUAGUUGUGCAUAAUAGAACUCAACUAAAUUGCAUGAAAACUAAGCAGCCAUCUCCAAAACAAAAUUGAGUUUAAAAAUAUAAAACCAGCUCAUGGCCCGGUGAUGCCAAGUUGACCUUUGUCAGAAUUCCAAAUCAAAUUCUUCAUCUUGUCAUAUUGUUUUGGGCUACUGCUAUGUUCACUUUGGGUGUUCCUGUGUGAUUACGGUUUCAUAUCCAGUAAAUAUAUGAACCUUUCCAUUUUGUUUCUCUAAUCUCCUAUAUUCGGAUGACUUUGUUUAAAAGGUCAUUGUAGAUUUUUUGACGAUUAUACAUACCAGAGUCUGAGAAUAUUCUUCUAUUUGGGUAGUGGAGUGUCAGUUUAAGAUGAUGUGCAAGUGUUGGUAGCAUUACAAACUUUAAAAGGCAAGUGUUUGUUUUUGUUCAGUGAUACAGACAGGUACUCACUUGCACACACUCAUACUUACACAUGCAUACAUACAUAGCUCUCGUUUCCAUCAACACAUUAUCUAUCCUUUUAUUCACAUGGCCAGUACCAUUUUUUUUUUUUUUUUUUAAAUACCAGCAUAAUGAUGAGGUAUUCAGGUGUUUAUUAUACCCACAACAUGCCCAUAUUGUAUAAAAGGUAAAAUUGAAGGUGCUACCUCCCAUAUCCAAUUUGAUUAUUCAAGCCCUGCAGUAAUUGAUUAAAUACGUUCUCCACCAUGAUUCCAUGACCCUGUUUAGAGCAUUGCAUGGAAAAAUAAAUGCAGAUAAAGAAUGUUUAGUUAUUAGGCCACCCACUGUAAUGUACAUGAACAAUAUUAAAGGGACACUAUAGUCACCCAGACCACUUCAGCUCAAUGAAGUGGUCUGGGUGCCAGGUCCCUCAUGUUUCAGAGAAACUGCUAUGUUUACAUUUGGGGAUAAUCCAGCCUCUAGUGGCUGUCUUCCGGACAGCCACUAGAGGCGCAUCUUCGACGCUGGAGGCAUAUUUCGCCUCCAUCGCGCGGAGCGUUUAAGGAAAGCAUUGAGAAAUUUUCCUAUGGACACUUUGAAUGCGCACGCGGCACUUGCCACACAUGCGCAUUCGGCUCUGCUGACGUCGGCAGGGGAGGAGAGGUCACCAACGCUGAGGGAGCCCGGUGCUGGAUUAAGGUAAGCUGCUGAAAGGGUGUUAACCCCUUCAGCGCCACGGAAGGGGAACCCUGAGGGUGGGGGCACCCUCAGUGCACUAUAGUGAUCCUUUAAUUUACUAAAUAUCUGCUCAAUUUGCUACAGGUGAGUUAAAGGAAUACUACAAGCAAGGUGACCACUAUUUGCUAUUGGCCUGACUUCUUACCUGGGAUUCACCGGCUGCCACUCCCUGCCUCUCUGCAGCCAGGACCUCUCUUUACUGAGCUAAGCCUAGAGGUGCCGGAUAGCUCAGGAUUAUAGUGGUUUGGUGCGUGGAGUGUUUCUCUAAAUAACUAAAGUUUUUUUUUUUGUUUUUUUUUUUUUUUUUGAUUUUUUUAAGGGUUAUAUGAACCAUUUGUACAAAAUAAUUUUGUAUUGUUUACAAAGCCAUACUGGGCAGUAUUCACUAGGUUCUUCCCCCUUGGAAGCUUGUAAAUAAAGUACAAACAUACAUCAACUCCAGUACCAAGUGAAAAGCCCAGUGCUGGUUUCCACACCCCUAUUGACAUCACUGCUGCUUACACAUUGUCCAGUCAAAUGCUUCUUAUUCAGAAGCUUUUGAUUGGAUUGUUUCACUGUCUCGGCAUGUGUGUGAUCUGUGCCAGGGAGGAAGGGCUUUAAUUAUUUUAAAAGGCCAAGUCAUGUGCAACUAGCCCCCAGCACAAAAGUGCAAAUAUCUCUUUAUUAGAGAUUAUCGGGUAGGCCAAUAAAAUCGGCCGAUAUUUGUCAAUAAUCGGUAUCGGUUUAAGUGAUACCGAUAUUUCCAAUACCAAAGGCAUACUAGUGGGGGGCUGUCCGCAUUGGCCUCACUCACAUGGUAGAGGGGGCGAAUGGGACUCAGUACAUGCAAUCUUCUGUUUCCAGCAAUUCCUCUCUCCAAGUAAGGGAGACUUGGAGAGAGGAGCUGCAAGAAACAGAAGAUUGCAUGUGCUGAGUCUCAGCCCAUACCUAUUCAAUAUGCAAGCUCUUGGUAGCCUGCACAAAGCCACUGGACCACCAGAGAGUGUAAUGGUCCCCUUCUUGGCCACAAUUAAAAAGCAGGGUGGGGGGAAUAAAAUUUAAAGUUAUUUUAAUAAUAAUAAGAAAAGGGCUUUUGGCCCACAGAAUAGACUAGCCACAGAAUCCUACCCCACAUAUUUACACACAGACUGCAUCCAUUGUGUGUGCGCGCACACACAAGUAUUCUUGAAAGCAUUACAAAUCUGACUGGCAGGUAUAUUUUGUGGAUUUAAUACUCAAAAUAAUGAUUUACAAAAAACACUUAAAAUAAUAAACAUGUUCAGUUAAUGGCAGGUUUGUCUAGAAAUUUUCUCUUUUCAAAACUGUAAAUGAACAGAAUAUUGGUACCAGUUAUAGUCAAUUGGCCCGAAAGGCGACCAAAUAUCGGUUUAUCCCUAAGCAGAAACGCUGUAUAUACCGAAUCCAACCACCAUGACCACUUCUAAAAGCAGCAGAGGUCAUGGUUGUUAGAGUAACCCUUUAACUUGUGUACAAGAAAUAAAUCUAGAUAUUUCAUACAUAAUGCUAUCUACUGCUUUGAUCUUCCUUCACAGCCCCUCUUCUCUCUUGCAUGUCAUGAGUUGUGGCACAGUACACUCUUGUGCAAAUGUGAGAGCUCAUAAUGUGUUUUUUUGGAAUAGCCUGGCAGAUCCCAACAUAUCUUCUUGAGCAUGUGCCGGCAGAUGCCACAGGCAUCUGAUGUGCAUUGUUCAAAAAGAUGCCUUGUGCCAUCAGCUGUUGCUUAUAACAGCUGCUUGGAAAAGUUAAGUCUAUGAGAGGUAGUGGACAAUUAAGCAAUAUUACAGUUUUGGCAUAUCUAAAGGCAAAUGGAAGACAAGUUGGUGAUUGCAAUAGAGGUUAUUUGAAACUCCAUAUAUAGGCAGUAUAAAAGAGCUGCUGAUCCUCCCCUUUAAUGCAUCUCCGGUACUCAUUGAUGCUGCAUGGAGCUCCCACAGCUGGUUGCCCAUGUGAAUGAUUCACUCUGAAUUAGUCUGACUCCAAAUUGUACACAGUAAUGACAAUUACUUGCAAAUAUCUAUAGUUAGUAUAUUACUGCAUACUGUUAACUGACUAAACAAUUAGCACUCUACAUCCGUAACCAUGGAAGGAAGGCAGAAGGUAAAACUGAAAUUACCCACUUAUUUGGGAAUCCUUUCUCUUGGGGCUUUCUGCAGCGCAAUGUGAAAUAAGGAUCUGGACUUAUGCACCUGUAAAAGGGAGCAGUGCAAAGCCAGGGUAGCUACAGGCAGACAGCUGCACAACAUAGGAGUUUCCAAGUAAGUGGAUUAAUUUCUAAAAGCAAGUAUUGGGUUGCUCGGUUAAAAAUGGAGUACAUUGGCAUUGUGGAAUGCUAAUGCUAUGUAUGAUCAUAUACUGUAACUUAAUCCCAAUUAUUUUUGCCUGUUAUGUUUCUUUGGUUUUUUUUGGUGGUUUUUUUUUUUAAAGUUGGUGUGUAGUGAGAGUGCACUGGAUCAUGUAUGUUGUAUUAAUUAAAUUAGCACCCUAACAGCACCCUUAUAAUAUAUGCAAGGUCUGAUGAAUGCAGCCCUCAUCGUUUCAUAUGGGUGUGUGUAUAUAUAGUCAUGGGAAAAAGAAAGUACACUCUUUGAGUCCUAUGGUUUUACAUAUCAGGACAUAACCAUGAUCUAUUCCUUAGCAGGUGUUAAAAUUGGGUACAUACAACCUCAGUUAUUACUUUGUCAUGAUAUAUUUAACAGAAAUAAAGCCUAAAUGGAGAUACUAAGUUACAGAUAGGUGCUGCUAAUCAAAUGCCCUUAUUAUCAGCAAGUGUAACCACCUCUAUAAUUUUUGCUGACUAUUAAACUGGGAAGGGUUAUAAGGCAAUUUCCAAAAUAUUUAAAGUCUAUCAUUAUACAGUGAGAAAGAUUAUUCAAAAGUGGAAAGUAGUGAUCGACUGAUGUUUUUUUUUUUUUAAAGCCGAUACCAAUAAUCUGUGAACUUUCAGGCCAAUAGCCGAUAACUACCGAUAUUACUGUUAACCGAACGUGUUUAUUUGCAUUUUUUUUUUCUUAUUAAGGUAAAUGUACAAAAUAUACAUGCCAGACAGAAUUUUUUUAUCCUCAUCAAUAUGUGUGUUGUGUUUGUGUGUGUGUGUGUGUGUGUGUGUGUGUAUAUAUAUAUAUAUAUAUAUAUAUAUAUAUAUAUAUAUAUAUAUAUAUAUAUAUAUAUAUAUGAUGCAGUGUGUGUGUGUGUAUAGUUAAUUUGCAUUCCCUGGUGGUCCGGUGGCAUGGACUGUACAGUGGGCACCCGCAGCAAGCUCUUCCCAGCAGCUCCCCUGUCUUAAUCUUGCGACCAGCGUGCCGCGCAGAGCGUUGCUAUGGUAACCGGUGGAAACGCUCUUGACGGCCGCUGGAUUUAGACAGGGUAGCUGCUUUGAAGGUAAGAGCUUGCUGCAGGCCCCAAGAACCGCCGGGCUUGUUAUGGGGCCGGCAGUCCUGGUCUCCAUUAUCGGCAUACCUGUAGACCGAUACCGAUAUUGCCGAGAAUACAGAAUGUCGGCCACACCGAUAAUCGGUCGAUCCCUAGUGGAAAGACUGUGUAAUGCUCAAAGAAAUUGGGAAAAAAAAAAAAGUUACAUCUCAGACUCAACAGGCCUCACUCAGCAUGUUGAAUGUUAAAGCUCAUGACUGUACAAUUAGAAAAAGGCUUAACAAAUAUAGGUUUGUUUGGAAGGGUUGCCAGGAGAAAGCCUCUUCUCUCGAAAAAGAACGUGGCAGGACGGUUUAUGCUUGUAAAGUUGCAUCUGAACAAACCACAAGACUUAUGAAAAAAUUACCUUUGGAAAGACCAUACCAAUAUAUAAUAUAAAUUGGGUCAUGCAACAGGACAACGAUCCCAAGCACACCAACAAAUCUACAACAGAAUGGCUAAAAUAGAAAAGAAUCAAGGUGUUGGAAUGGCUCAGUCAAAGUCCAGACCUCAACCCAAUUGAAAUGCUAUGGCAAGACCUUAAGAGAGCUUUGCAUAAACAAAUGCCAACAAAACUCUGUGAACUUUUUUUCUAUGGCUCUGCUUCUUCUCCCCAAGUCCUCUCUGUUGGUGUCCCCCAAGGUUCAGUCCUUGGUCCCCUACUGUUCUCCAUCUAUACUGCCUUCCUUGGUAAACUUAUUACCUCCUUUGGCUUCCAAUAUAAUUUCUAUGCAGAUGACAUGCAAAUCUACCUGAUCUCUCCCCAUCCCUCUUGAUUAGUGUCUCUGACUUCCUCUCUGCUGUUUCUAACUGGAUGGCUGCCCACUUCCUUAAACUAAACUUGACCAAAACUGAAAUUCUGGUCUUUCCUCCCUCAAGUGUUGUUACUCCUGUGUCUGUCUCCCUCCAAGUCAACGGUGCUACCAUCAGCUCCACCACGCAGGCUCGCUGCCUAGUUGUUCUCUUUGACUCCGACCUCUCCUUCAAGCCUCAUGUUCAAUCUAUCGCCAAAUCCUGUCAUUUCCAUAUCAAAAACAUUGUGCACAUCCGCCCCUACUUAACACCAGAUGCGACUGUGUUGGUCCAUUCCACUGUCCUUUCUCGCCUUGACUACUGUAAUCCGCUUCUCAGUGGUCUUACGUGCUCCCGACUAGCGCCGUUACAGUCCAUAAUGAAUGCGGCGGUGAGGCUCAUCUUCCUGUCCGCCCGCACCUCCCAUGCCUCACCCUUCUGUCAGUCCCUACAUUGGCUUCCUAUAAAAUAUAGAGCUCAAUUUAAAAUCCUGGUUCUUGCUUUCAAAUCUCUACAUAAUGCUGCUCCCACCUAUCUAUCUCCUCCCUUAUACACAAGUAUGUCCCCUCUAGGCCCUUACGAUCUGCUGAAGACUUACGUCUAUCUUCUGUCUGUACUCCCACCUCUGAUGCUCACCUUCAAGAAUUCUCAAGGUCUGCACCAUUCCUGUGGAACUCGCUUCCCUCCUCCGUAAGAUGCUCACCCAGUCUCCACUCCUUCAAAAAUGGUUAAAAACCCACUUCUUCAUAAAAGCAUAUCAAUUAAACUGUUAAUAGCUCCUGACUGAUUCCUCUUCUGCAACUGUCACUAGUCUAAUACUAUCCUUACCUUUUGUGUAAUUUUACCCCACUCCCUCUAGCAUGUAAGCAGGGCCCUCAACCCCUCUGUUCCUGUGUGUCCAACUUGUCUGGUUACAACUACGUGUCUGUUAGUCCACCCGUUGUAAAGCGCUGCGGAAUUUAACGGCGCUCUAUAAAUAUCAUAAUAAUAAUAAUAAUAACUGAAGCAACGUUGUAAAGAGGAGUGGGCCAAAAUUCUUCUACAACAGUGUGAGAGACUGAUAGUCAUACAAAAAACAAUUAUGUCAAGAUAUUGCUGCUAUAGGUGAUUCUAUAAGCUAUUGAAUCAUAGGGUUUUCUUAGUUUUUGGCUUCUCCAUUUUGACUUUAUUUUUGUUCAGUUAUGACACUGUGUAGGGAAGAUAUGUAAAACUAUAGAAUUCAAUGAUAUAUAUGUAUAUCAUUAUUUUUGUUUUGUAUGGAGCUUUGUAAGUUCAGUUUGUCAUAUUCUGGUGCUUUUGUUGUUUCCUUUUGAAGAUUCAAUACCCUCUUUGGGAAUCCUUAUGUUUGUUUAAUCCUAAUGGCGUAUUUGUCAUUUUGCAGAGGCUUGCUUAGGGGCUGGCCUUCUCCGUAAGUUUUAUCUUGAAUUUUAAAACCCUUCAUAAAUAUUAAAAUACUCACUUUUGAGCUUUGUGAAAUGUUAUCUCAAUCAGAGCUGAAAUUAAUUUUCUCCUUCAACAUUGUUGGAGUAUUACUGCAGUAAUCAUUUCCUUUUGACCUUGGAUUUAGAGUGACCUUUCUGUACAUACCUGUUUUCUAAUGAAUUGCUUUUAGGUGCUGAUUCAGGUGCAAAAGUUCUGGAUUGUGCUGGUUUCAGGUUUUUAAAUUGUUAACCCAUUGCCAUUAGAUUGUUGAAAACUGUCAGAAUGAGCUUAUUCACUAAAAUGUGAAUUGUUGAAAAUUCACUGGGGCGUUAGUUGCAAGUUUUAUAUCAAAUUGCAAAAAGUCUUUGUUGCCUAUAAAUCCAUCUCAAUUGCAAUUCCCUGGUUGAUUGCUGACAAUUGUGAAUAACGCAUAAUUAACUUUUUACAACUUUUAAUGCAAGAGUGACGUCAUCCCUCCAGUCCAUAACCGUAAUUAAUUUCCUACUUUUAAAUCUAGUCCUGCUUGUAUUAAAAUGUAUAUUUUGAUUAUUUUGUUUAUUAGAUCUGUGUGUAUAGAAUUCUGUAUGUAUAUUUUCAAUCUUCAUUGCAUAUCUGCCAUGUUUUGCAAUCAGAGUAUAUUACUGUAGAUGUUUAGAAUUAUAGGUUGCUAAAUUCUGGACUACUGUAUUUUAUAUUCUAAGUGUUUAACUUUGAUGCUUCACUGCUCUGAUGUUUGCUGCUUCACAAAGCGUUAAUGUAUUUUAUAAAUGUUGUCCCCUUCUUUAAAAUCUUUUGCUCUGACCCCUGUUCAUCUCAAGGUAACUUUAAACAGGAAGUGUUACAGGGGAGGUGAUUGAUGAGAUUGUCCACCUAUGGCAGCCGUACAGUAUCCUCAAAUAACAAGGACUAGCAAAUAGGGAAGCUGUGGAGGAGGGGCUUGGUGUCAUGUAGCAAGCUAGAUUGAAUGCCUUUGACUGUUAAAGUGGAAGGAGGCUGCAGGAUUUUUCAUUGGAGACUUGGGAGUUUUUCUCUUAGACAGGGGUCAGCUGAAAGACAAAGAAAAAUGGCGAGGAGUUUGCAAGUAUAAUGGCUCUUGUUGGCUCAGUAUCUAAAAUGGAUCUUCCACAGCCUUUCCUUCCAUGUGUCCUCUUGCCUUUGUCCUUUCUUCCUCUUUUUUUCCCCCUUCCCUCUCUCUUUCCUGAGGGGGGAGGAGGUUCAGUGAGAGUGGAGCUGAAGGGGAAAAUUAUAAAUGCUUGAGCUUUCUCACAGCAUCGAGGAAAAGUGACUAGUCAAAGCAUAUUUUAGUGGUCAUGGUAAGUGUAUUUUAUUGCAUUUUUGUUUGUUUUGAAGUGGUUUAAGCAGUUUUCCUCCUUUUCAGAAUCUCAAGUUUGUUCUGUCUAAGAAAAUGGCCCCCCGUACAUUCCUAACAUACCUUCUGCUGCACCUCUUGCUCUGUUGAGUUUGUAUUUUUCCAGGCUCAGCCUGCUUUCCGACUUUUGCUUUAUAUGUUUUAGUGGCAAGAACCUGAACAAAGUGCACUAAAUUAUUCCUAGGAAAGGGCUUUGUGCAAGGCAACAAUCUUCAGCAUGAUAUAUAUAUAAAAAAAAGUCAAAACUCUGUAGAUGCACACUUUCUAAAUUUAUAUAUAAAUGUUUCUUUUUUUUUUAAUGUAAUUAUUUUUUAAAGGUGUGUUUUCGUGCACAAUUGUAAGAUUUCCUUAACUGUUUCACUGCCAGAAUAUCAGUGUGAUUUUUGCAUCCUUUGAACAUCUCGCUGUAUGAUUGAUUUGUUUAUUACUGGGGGAUGGGAAUAUCUAGCAGAUGUAACUUGUGGUGCUUUUUGGGUGAACUUAAUUUUUUUUACUUUUAAUUGCUGUGGGCCUCCUUAUUGUUUUUAAAUGUAAAAAUUGUAUUAUUCAGAUAGCCGUUAGUUCUAUUGCAGUCUCUUAGCCACUUAGACUAGUUAUAGAUUUGGUUUCUUUUCAUUAGCAUUGAAAUACAUUAUGUACCAUUUGCUAGAGGUUGUUACCCCUCAGUGAAUAUUAUUUAGGAUUUUGAGAGAAUAUUGAUUUUUUUGCACACGUAAAUUAAUUUUUUCAAUAUUCAUCACUAUUCCAGGUUGCUAAUUGUUAAACCUGAAUAAUGGCUAUAUUUUAAAUAUAUUUUAAUAAGUAACAAUUUAGCACAGGAGUUACUUAUUCCUGCUUGAUCUGCAAAUAAGGUAUGAAGGUCACUGGAAUGUUAGUUGUGCAUCAACACAUACCAAACCUGAUACUAGCAGUGUUCUGAAGGCCACAAUCACAGUGCUCUAGUUGGUGUGAGAAAGUUUUAUACCUAGGGCUUGCCUGAUUGACAAAAAGAACUCAACCCCAUGUCGUGGGUUUAUUUCCACAUUGCAUCUGAGUUUUCUCGCUUCAGUUCAUGUUGCUGAAACGAGGCCUUCUUCAGCCAACAUGACCUUGAAAUGCUACUGCUUUAGAGUUUUGGAGAAUGAAGGACAAAGUUUGUUUGUGUGGAAAAAUCAGUUUAGGAAAGAGUGCAGCUGUAUAAUCCAUAACAUUUUGGGGUUUGUAUAUGUAUGUACCAAGAAUUUGAGUAUAAACAAACAUUCUAAUGUUAUUUUAGCGUGUGUGUGUAUGUAUGUAUGUAUAUAUAUGUGUAUAUAUAUGUAUGUGUGUGUAUAUAUAUUUAUAUAUAUAUAUAUAUAUAUAUAUAUAUUCAAAUUCAAGCAUUCUUUCAAUUAAUAACUCUCUGCACUAAUUUUUGUGCUUUAUUUUUAAUUUUUAUUUCUUUUAUGGCUGUAUGCAUACUUGCAAACAGCUGGAAAUGUAUACUGGGGUGUAAGAUCUAAAAUAAAGCCAUGGACAUCUAUAAACAUACUUACAAACAUUAGUAUGGCAAAAAUGUGUGUGUAUAUUCUAUUAUAUUACACACAGUCUUGUAAAUAUCCACAAGUUUAAGAAAUCAUACAAACCUUUUGAGCAGUUAUUAACAAAUGUUAAGUCACUAGACAAAAGGUGAAGAAGACCCUGCUUAAACAAGCAAUCUACAAUCUUACAUCUAGGAGUUGCUUAUCUUAAAUCAAUAUUCCUUUUGAACUGCCCACCUUAAUGAAUCCUAUUUAAUCUUACAGUAGGGUAUACCAAGCAGACAAUGACGUUGUUGCAGGAAAUCACUGUAUGAGGUCUGCAUCUGUAUCUAGAUAUUCCAAAGAGAGUCUUCUUCAUUAAAGGUACACUAUUAUAUGAGUAAUACCAGCGUGUAUUCCUAACGUUAUAGAUAGUGCUGGGCUACCUAUUUAAAGGAAACUUGCUUACAUUUUUUCCAUCACCACACUGGUCUGUCCUCAUUGGCUGAGAUCAUCAUCAGUAUGACAGCCACAACAUGCACUUGGAUUGGACAUAGGCAGAAGAGGCCAUGCCUCCUCCGUGACUUUGCAGGAUGUGGGGAAGUGAGUAGUGACAAGGGAGGUUAAGAUCUGUAAAAGGUAAGUAAAACUCACUUGAAAGCAGUUUGAGGACCUUUGUAGUACUAGGGACAGGAACACUAUAUCGUUAGGAAUGCAGGAUUGUAUGCCUAACAAAAUAAUGUUACAUUAACAUGAAACAUUAUAAACUGUUCAUUUUUUUGUUUUUCACAAUAUUAAAAUAUGUGGAGUUACCUCCAAGGUGUCAAAUAAAAGUUGAUGCAUGUGCUGCCACGCACUCUCAGGUGCAGCACCCGACACUGUAUAGCCAGCAACAUGUAGAUUGUUUACUUCACUUUCUAUUUUAUUUUAUAUAUAUAUAUAUAUAUAUAAUAUUUCUAAAGUGCUGUCUAACGCCACUUCUAGCAGGUUUCAUUCGAACAGCCACUACAGGGGCUUCCAAGACUGCAGGACUGAAAUUCAGCAUCUCCACUGCAUGAAGACGCUAAACACCAUAGAGAUGCAUUGAGUCAGUGCAUCUCUAUGGAGAGAUGUUGAUUGGCACUGCCUGGUGAUUGACGCACAGGCUCACAAUGCUUCCCUACGGUGAAACAAUGUAUUUGUAUUAAUUUGGUUAAUAAUCUAGUUAUAAUAUAACAUGUUAGAAAUACAUUUUUUUUUUAUUCUCAACGCUAGUGUUCCUUUAAAGGGCUCUGUUUUGCUCUGUCAAAGUCUGUAUAUAUGUUUUUACAUGUAUAGGGACACAUAUAUUGAAACAAUUUACAAUGUAAAACAAUGUCCCCCCCACCUUAUUGCAUAAUAGAGAAAAAUGCCACAAAAGCAAAAAAGAAAACCCUUAGCCAUGGACAUUAAUCUGAAAGUCAGUCGUUUGCAAAUCAAAAGGUAAUGUUGGAGGAGUUACUAUAUGAUAUAGAGUGCACACUAUAACAUUCACUGAUAUUAAAUAUAAAUAUUUAAUAAGUAUGCAAAUAAAAAAAAUAAAAAAUUAUGUUGUACAAAUAGGAACAGAGUAACCGUAAAAGGCAAAUUGCACACAAAAUAAUAUAUUCAAACCUUACAAGCCUUAAGGCAGAGAGACACAAGUCACCAACUUGGUGAAUUGUGUCUCUGCCUUAAGGCUUGUAAGGUUUGAAUAUAUUAUUUUGUGUGCAGUUUGCCUUGUAAUGUUACUCUGUUCCUAUUUGUACAACAUGACUUUUUUUAUUUGCAUACUUAUUAAUGAUUUAUACUUAAUAUCAGUGAGUGUUAUAGUGUGCAUUUUGUAUCAUAUAGUGAUUAUUGUGUUUUAAGCACUUGAGGGAGUGCUUCUAUGGUUUGCACCUAGCUAAUAGUGAUUGUUUAAAAGUAAUUUUGUCUCACUAUGUGGUUUUUUCUUAUAGAAUGUUGGAGGAGUUAACCAUAAAAUUACUCAUAACCCUUGCGUCAUAAAUAUUUCUCAUUCAUAUUUUUUUCAUAGUUAAGGAUUCAGUGAAUAUAGUGCUAUAUGGAUCUGUACAGCAGUAUUUGUCCUUGCAGUGACUGGAUUGUCACCGUAAGUGCUGACCGCUGAAAUAUGCUUGUCCAAAUAUUUUCCGUAGGAAAGGUUUGAAAAAGUAGCACACUUUUGACAUCCUGAACACUGCGUGCUUACUGUUACUUUCAUAAAUUAUGAGCAUGAACUGCCAUGCAUAGUAGAAUCCGUCCCUCAUACAAAGAAACACACAGCACACCCUAUAUGCCAACUGCUUGAAGUGCUGCACAUACUGAGAUUUUAUCACUUUUGUGCCAGGUGCUAUGUUUCAUCUCAGGCACACAUGACUUAGGCUGCCCAGAACCUAAUGUCAGUUCUGUGCAAGAAAAUAGUACGGUGUUCAGUGCGCACAGCGGGAUGAUGACAGACGUACAAAGCUUUCUACCAUUGAAGACAGCAUGGGAAAGCUUUAACCUCCCCUCCUCCUUCUUUUGUCUGUCUUCACAAGUCAGUAAUGCACAAUGUUAACUAAAAUAAAAAAAGAGUUAGAGUAACCCUUUAAGCUUUUUUAAGAUAAAACACUAAAAUUCUAUCUGCAUUGGUGUAAACUAUAAUAAAAAAAAACUGGACUUAAUCAGGAAUAUCUAUAGAGAUUCACUUUAUGCUGCAGUUAAAUUGAAUUAUGCUAGGAUUCUUUUAUUGACCUUUUUGUAAGAUCUGUGCUCUAGUAAAGCCAUAACAUAAGAUCAAUAAGAACAAGCUGAUGUAUUUUAGCAGUGAGGAUGGAGACAGAAAUCCAGUGAUAUUUUUGCAGUCUAGUCUCAAAUGUGUUGGACUUUACAUAAUCUGUUAAAUGCCUGCUACAGUUUAGGGAUGGUUUCAAAACAGACUUGUUUACUCUGGUAUAUGUUAUAAAACUUAAUUUAAAUGUUUACACUGGUUUUAGUUUAUCAAACCGUUACAUGUAUCACGGUGUAGAACUAUUGCAAACACUUUAAAUUUAGUCACUCUAAUGAAUCAUUGAAACACCUCUCACUGUACAGAGUGGAGAAUAACUGCAGCCAUAUUAAAAUCUUGCUGUUGUUGUAAGACUGCCUUAAUUCUGCCACUAAUUAAAAAAAUAUAUAUUGAUUUCCCUUUUGUACUACUCCAUCAUUUAAGUUGUACUAUUGUCACAUGUACUAAUGGAAUGGAUAUGUCUCCCCUCCUUUAGAGUGACCAAAAUCUGUGGCUUCUACACUCAGGUGUGGUUGGUUCUUGGGAGAUCCUGCAAGCCAGCCCAGUUUACAAAACUGUGAACUGGCCUGUGAAUGGGCGAACAGCAGCUGUAGUAUGGCUAUCAACUUAUUUACCCGGGUCAGUGAUAACUAUGUGAUGUAUGUAUUCCCCUGCACCAUCUUGCAAACAAUCCAGAAUCAAACGACUGACAAAAGCAGCAAAAGAGAGAAACAUAAAAAGAUUGAACUAAGCCAUAAACUCUGUUCUAUACCUAAAGGGGCACUCCAGGCACCCAGACCACUUCAGCUAAUUGAAGUAGUCGGGGUGCUGUGACCCUUUUGCACUAAGUGCUGCAAUGUUUACAUUGCAGCUCUAAGAUUGCCCUUUGUGGCUGUCUAGCAGACAGCCACUAGAGGGCUUUUGGUCUGUUAUCUGACGCCGGAGGUCCUCACGGACCUCCAGCGUCAGAUUUUCACCAUAGGAAAGCAUUGAACAAUGCUUUUUUAUGGGGAGGUCUAAUGCACGCGGCCAUUGCCAUGCAUGCGCAUUAGGUCUCCGGACCCAGCGCCGAGGAACAUCGGUGCUGGAUUGAGGUAAGUUGCUAAAGGUGUUUUUAACCCCUUUAGCGACAUGUUAUGGGAGGGAGGGGGGCACACCAGGAUUCUCUAGUGCCAGGAAAACGGUGCCAGGUCUGUCACUCAGGGGGUUGCCAUAACGACGAGUGACGGACACCCGUUAAAAUUAACCCCGGAUCGCCGCAAUAGCAGGGUUAAUGGUGCUCCGGUCUGCCCCGAUCUCGCUGCCCCAGCACAUGUGCUCGCUCUGACAGCCUGUCAGACUGACGUCGGCAGGGGAGGAGCCUGACCCAGCGCCGAGGGACAUCGGUGCUGGAAUCAGGUAAGUAGCUAAAGGUGUUUUAACCCCUUUAGUGACAUGUAAUGGGAGGGAGGGGGGCACUCCAUGAUUCUCUAGUGCCAGGAAAACGGUUUGUCACCUGUUAAAAUUAAGCCCGGGUCGCCACUAUCGCAGCGAUAGCGGGGUUAAUGGUGCUCCGGUCUGCCUCUGUAUUAGAGGCAGACCGGGAGCACCCGAUCUCGCUGCCCCAGCACAUGUGUUCGCUCUGACAGCCUGUCAGAGCGAGCACAUGUGUUGCAUAUACUCACCUUCCGCAUCCUUGCACUUCCUGGUUCUGUGUGAAGUGCAGGGAGCCGGAACAGUGUUGAUCCUGCCCCCUGUGUAAAAAAUAAAAAUAAAAAAAGUUAAUUUAAAAUCCCACCCCUCUUUACCCAUUUUAAUAAAAAAUUAACCCCUUCCCUGCCAAUUGAUCACUGGCUACAGUGAUCAAUUGGCAGGGAUUACAUUUUACCGUCAUCUGAUUUUUUUUUUAAUUUUUUUUUUUUUUAAACCCUCAGGGGUUAAAUUUAUUUAAUUAAUUUAAAUAUUUUUAAAUUAUAUAUUUAGCUAGCUGGGGUGGAUGGAAGUUAGUGGGGAAUUGGGGGAUUUGGUGUUAGGCUAAUUAGGGGUUAACUUUAAAAAAAAAAAAGCUAAAAACUUAAAAAUGAAGCUAAAAAAAAAGUUUUUAUAACUUUUAAGUAAAAAAAAAAAAAACCUUUACCCAGUCAAAUAAAAAUUAACCCCUUCCCUGCCAGUCGAUCACUGCUCACAUAGUGAUCAAAAUACAGAUCACAGUAUUAUACUGUGAUUCUAAUUUUUUAAUCCCUGAGGAUUAACUUUUAUUUAUUUUUUAACCCUCAGGGGCUCAAUUUAUUUAAUUUAAAUAUUUUAUAAUUAUAUAUUUUGCUAGCUGGGGUGGGUGGGAGUUAUGGGAAAAUUGGAAAUUUACUGUUUUGCUUACUGAUAGUUAGGGGUUAACAGUAAAAAAAGAAAAGCUUAGAAAAUUUUAAAUCUGUAAAAAAACAAAAAAAACAAAAAAGUUUUAGGAAAGUUUUAAAAAAUUAAUAAGCAAAACAAAAGUUUCAAAAAGUAAAAAAUACAUUUAAAAACUCAUUACCACUGGCCACCUGGAACAAACUAGGAGAAAAAAAAUGAUCCCACGCUAAGGUUCAAAAUAUUCCUUUUGAAUUACCCAGGGUGUAAUUCUUUUAAUCAAAGGUAGGUGUUUGGGGAAAUUUAAUAACCAACCAUCUAAACUACAAAUUGGAACAUGGACAUUGCAUAAACCCCAAAGUUAAAAAUGAAUGGCUGCCUCAAAUGCCUUCAACAUCCACAUAUACCUGGCUAAGUACAUGCGGGGGUAUUGCUGUACUCAGACGACAUAGUUGAGCAACAUAUGAACAGCACAUAUACACUGGUAACACACAAGGUUUGCAAAAAUAUACCUGACCUGUAACUACCAAAAAAAAACUUAAAAUCCCACACAUUAUAUAUUCUGUAAAUCAGAACAACUAAAUUAAUUUAUUUUUAAUUACUUUCUCCUUAACCUACUAAUUAUGCACACAUUAUUGCAAAACUGUAAAAAACAAAACAAAACAAAAACACACAUUUUCAUUUUUUGCAUUCUUUUUUUUUAUAAUAUAUAUAUAUAUAUAUAUAUAUAUAUAUAUAUAUAUAUAUAUAUAUAUAUAUAUAUAUGUGUGUGUGUGUGUUAUCAAAUUAAAGCCCUUUCUGUCCUUUAAAAAACUAUAUAUAAUAUGUGUUGGUGCAAUAAAUUAGUAAAAUGCAAAUUGCAGUUGAACACAAACAGCAAAAAAUGAAAACAAUGCUGUUGUCAUUAAGUGAAAGACAAGCUUCUGAAGCUCUGUCCUUAAAGGACCACUAUAGUGCCAGGAAAACAUACUCACGGGCUCUAGGGGGUGGAAGGGGUUAAACCUCUUCGGCUGAAUGCAGGAGCCGCGCGCACAUUCAGCCAGUCCAUAGGAAAGCAUUCACAAUGCUUUCCUAUGGACACUGGCGUCUUCUUACUGUGAUUUUCACAGUGAGAAACAUGGAAGCCCUCUAGCGGCUGUCAAUGAGACGGCCACUAGAGGCUGAAUUAAAAGAAAAAAAGGUAUAAACAAUAUACCAGCAAGUGGAGCGCUAUAUUGAAUAUAUAUAUAAAUAAUGAGGGGGUAUACUCACCCCUCCAACAUAGUGAUACAAUGUGUCCAAAUGUACAUGCAAAGUAAAACAACAAAGAGAGAGAAUAUAGUGCAGAUGGUUUACAAAAAAUAAAAUAAAAAAUAAAAAAAUGAAUAAUGGUAGCAAUUGGUUGAAACCACUCACGUGGGUUGGAGCCUAUAAGCUAUUGGCUCCGUAAGUGACUCCUUCUUGCUCUUGAGGCAGCAACACACCCCUUUAUCCCAAACGAUAUUCUCCCGAAGAUAUGGAACAAACAGAGAGAGAGAGCCUCAUAGGUGGUAUUGUACAGAUGGUGUAUACAAUAUAGUGAGAUAGUAAUAGAUAUGCUCACCUUAGACAGAGCCUUGAAUUCCUGCCUCUGAGGUUUGUUGGCAAUGUGCUAAUUUAUUGGGAUAGCAUUCCCCACAUGGUGUUCCUGGAGGCUAGAAAGGACUAUAUGGACUAAUAUAUAAAAAAAUAACAAUUUAUUGUAGAGAUAAAAAAAUAAUAAUAAAAACAAUAUUUAGACUUCUCAAAAGCACAUAAGCUAAAUGAUGGAAAGUCCAAGUAUAAAAGUCCAAACUCCAGCUAAACGCGUUUCACUCUUGUAUGAGCUUCCUCAGUAGCUGUGAAGUAGCCUCAGGAAUCUUCCACUUUAUAAGUGCUCUAAAGUUGAUUCGGAUCCUCCCUUUGAGGUCACAGGAUGUGUGAUUAUCCAAUCAUAAGGUCAGAGGCUGAAUUAACCCUAACAUAAACAUAGCAGUUUCUCUGAAACUAUGUUUAUAGUAAAAAGGAUUAACCUAAGAUGGACCAGGCACUCAGACCACCUCAUUAAGCUGAAGUGGUCUGGGUGCAUAUAUAGUGGUCCUUUAAGGGGUUAAAAUAGAUGGUCAAAACAACAUUAAAAGUUACAGGGUUAUAAUGACUGUUUUUUUUUUUUUUUAUAUAUAUAUAUAUAUAUAUACAUUCAAAAUAGUUAAACUGGAAAAAAGGUGUUAGUUUUGCUUUUAGUUCAGCUACUCUGGCCUUAAAUUUGAAAUGUACUUCUCACCUUAGACAAUAACACUGUAAGUGUUAAAAAUGUAUUGGUAAUUAUGCAUAUAUACAAAAAUAGGUUACAGGGGUGUUGUAGCAGGCUUCUGCAAUGUAUAAUCAUAUAUCAUAUUUAAAGGAUCACUAUAGUGUCAGGAAAACAAACCUGGUGACCUCUCCUCCCCCACCGACGUGGGCUCCCGUGUGGAGCGGAAUGCACCUACGCGCGCUUUCUUCAAGCAGUCCAUAGGAAAGCAUUUCUUAAUGCUUUCCUAUGGACGUUCUGCACGCUGGAUGCGGAUUUCGCAUUCAGUGUUGCAGAUGCAGCUGUCAAGAAGACACCCACUAGAGUUUGGAUUAACCCUGCUAUGUAAACAGGUUUCUCUGAAACUAUAUGUGAAGGGUUAAAACCGGAGGGACCUGGCACCCAGACCACUUCAUAGAGCUGAAGUGGUCUGGGUGACUAGUGUCCCUUUAAUUCCCCAUUGUUUUUGUGAGCUUUUAAGUUGGUGUAUAGUUAUACACCAUAUAAAAAUACUUGCAAAUCCCUGAACACAAGCUCAAAUGUCCCUUAAAUUGCUGGGUGCCAAACGCCUGGGAUAUAAAUUUUAUACACGGUAAUGAAGGUGGCUGCACUCCGGUCUUAAAAUAUUCAAUACUUUAUUUGAGAAAAAGUUUAAAAGAUCAGUUUCAGUACCUCCUGGGACUUUCCUCAGGAUCAAAACACACAAUACAUAUUAGAGUCUGCAAGAAUAUAUAUGUGUAAAGGGAUUGAUUAAUUGACUCACCGAAGCUGCUGUGCAUCACCUCCAGCAUCCUACCAUGUGUACAGCGCAUGCGCGGACGUGCUCCACCCAUUAAAAGGCUGUAAUGACUUCUGACAUGUUUCCACAGUGACGCGGGAAGCCGCUGUAUCACUAUGGAGAUGGGUAAACCGUUACCUAAAGCUCGGCUUGAUCAUAUAUAUCGAGAGAGGUAUAUUUUUUAUUUAUAUAUAUAUAUAUACCAUUUUAUUUUUAUGUUAUUUGCUUUAUUAGCACCAGGCAUUAACCUAUCUUUACAGGAGUGCAAGUAUUUGAAUAUUUUAUAUUUUAUAUAUAUAUAUAUAUAUAUAUAUAUAUAUAUAUAUAUAUAUAUAUAUUAUUUAUUAUUUAUUAUUCACACACAAUGCUCAAUAUAGAAGUUGCUUAUUGAAGAGUGUUCUCUGUAUAUUCAUUAGAACCAAAAUGGUUUAUACAAAAUCAUGGUAGCUUGGCCUACCAAACUUUAGAAAGCUAAUAAUAAUAUUUCAUAAAUUACGGGAUUUGUAUGUUCAACCCUGUGUUAAAAGGACAUCCCCUCUUUUUUUUUAUUUGUGGCUUUCUUAAGCCUUUCACGUACUACUAUUACCUCCUUCCACUUCUUAUCUCAGAAUGUCUAGCAUUGACUGAGCAUACAAUUUGCCGCUAGCACGAUUCCUGCACAAUAAACCCUUCUAUGGAACUGCAUUUAUUUUGCCAAUUUGAAGACAAUGAGCUAUCCUGCCUCUGCAUAACUCAUUCAUUGACUUUUAUAACAUAUCAAACUCUCCCCUUUUAACCACCUCAAGUCAACAAUAUCUUGUUGCCUAACCAAAUCUCUUCACAAUCCACCUUGCUGGCACUGCCAAUGUGCUUAAAGUGACAUCUUAGGCACCCAGACCACUUCGGUCCAUUUUAAGUGGUCUGGGUGCAUUGUCCCAGGUCCCUUAAGCCUGUAAUUGUAAUGAUUUAAUUUUUGGUAAACUGCAACACGUACAUUAGUGGUUUAAAUCCACUAGAGGGAUUUCUGAGUCAUUAGGCGACUUUUGGUUGCCUGACGCUGGACGUCCUCACGCUUUGCACUCAAAACCACAUAGGAAAGCAGUAUACUUUUUUUUUUUUUUCUUCUAUGGGUGCAGCCAUCCCCGCACAUGUGUAUUAGGUCCCUCCACCGGCUGACGUGGCAUGGAGGCGAAGCCGAAACCAGUGCCAUGGGACAUUGCGCUACAGUUGGGUAAGGGACAGAAGGGGGACAAGGGACGGUGGCACUUUAGGAAGCUGUAGUGCUAGUUCUUUAAAAAUAACACAUUUUAAGCAGGCAAUAUUAGUUAUGGUGCUUGGAGUGUUCCUUUAAGUCAGCAUUUCAUAACCUAUUACAGCUCUGACAAAGUCCCAUGAACUGGGUUGUAAAUGAACUGCAAUAUAGUUGGUCAGCAAUUUGAGCACUUUCAAUCAUCCUAUGUAAUGAGGUGAACUUGGCUAGGGACUAAACUACAUAUCCCAUAACAUCUGGUUUGACAGGGGAUUAUGGCAUAAGGUUUUAAAAGAAAACACCCAGAGCAGAAUUAGGUACUAAGUGGCAUCAGGUCAAUGCUGCCAUUUUCUGUAACUCAAAAGUUUAGUAAUUUGCAACAAAUUACAAUUCUAUAUAAUACAUGCAUACGCACAGAUAUACAUACUAAGUAUUUAUCUGUUUGUCUAUGCGUGUAUUAUAUAUACUUUUAUCUAUUGGUUAACCCAUAAUAUUUACAUUUGCAGGCAAACAGUAUUUUUAUGUGGAUGUUUACGGAGCUGUAAGUCAUAAUCAUUGCACUUAUGACAAAGCACGGCUUGAAUUAUCUUGCUUUGCAUGUAAUGCGUCUAUCUCAUAUUUUAGUUUCCCCUUUUAUGUUGCAAUACUGAAAUAAAUGAACUUUUGCACGAUAUUCUAAUUUUUCGGGUAUCACCUGUGUGUGUGUGUGUGUGUGUGUGUGUGUGUGUGUAUAUAUCUAUAUAUCUAUAUAUCUAUAUAUCUAUAUAUAUAUAUAUAUAUAUAAUCUAUCUCAAAAUACUUAUUGGAUUACCCCAAUCCUUUAGAAAAAAACAUUUUAUUUUUAAUUUGCAGUGCCCUAUGGGGCAUUACGAAAAGGUCCCCCAUCCCUUAAAACCUGUAAAAAUGUUUUAAACAUACCUGGAAUCCAGCGCCAGGGUGUGCGGUUACUUUUCCUUUCCUAACUUCAUCCCUGCACUUGUGUAGUCCCAUCACAGGCUUCUCUAUCAAGUCACCUGUUUAAGUCAUGUGUACCAGGAAUGUAAGUAGCUCCCUGCACACAAGUGCAAAUUACUCUGAAUGUAUAGUGUUUCAAAUAGAAACACUGCACAUUUAGAUUCUAGGAAGGUUUUGGUGCUUUGAAUGUCCUUUUUACACUAUUAGGGAAAUUAAUUUGUUGUUGAUGCCACUUUACAGUUAUAACAGAGUAUGAGAGGAUGCUCCUUUCUGUUGAAAGCAAGUAGUUAACACAAAAGGACUUAACCAAGAGUUGGAGGAGGGAGACUUAUGGUUAAUGCAGGAAAUGCUAUUGCUGAUUAUUAAUACACAAAAAGUCCUGCGCUCAAACUCCCACUACUCUUGGGUGGCAGCAAUUACCAUAGUACACAUAAGCUCCAAUACAUACAGUAAAAACCAAAGGAAAAAAGUUGCAUGCGCUCUUCCUAAAUAUGCAUCGGGAUUUGGGAAGAGCGCAGGUAACUUUUCCCCCUUUGGUUUUUGCUGAAUAUUGUUACUAUUUAAAAUGCACCAACAAAUUUCUCAGUGCAGCCCAUUAGGUGGAAUAACAGUCAAGAAUUUGUAACCAGACAAGUUGGGCGCACAAGAAGAGAGGGGUUGAGUUCCCUACUCAAUGAGCUUACAUUCUAGAGGGUUAGAUGUAAUAACCUACUUGCAGAAGUUGCAGCAGUAUUUAUUUUGUCAAUUAAAUGUUUUUCGUCAUAGUUUGGCUGUAAACUGCCAAUGCACAUAUCUAAAUAUAGAAAGUCCAACAGUUCUCUGUUAAAGGGACAAGCACCUAUUGUUAGACAAUUGUCUUAUUCAGGAUGCAUGUUUCUUUAACAGAAAACAGAAUUUUCUACAUUCAAGUUCAGGUAAUAUGUUCAGUGGCCUUUUACAGUCAAUGUACUUUUUAAAUAUUAUUAAGGAACACUAUAGGCACCCAGACCACCUUAGCUCGUUGAAGUGGUUUGGGCACAGUGUUUUGGUAUUGCACUUAGUGCUGCAAUGUAAAACAUUGCAGUUCCAGAGAAGCUGCAAUGUUUAAAUUGCAGUACUAAGUCUGCCUCCAGUAACUGUCUGCCAGAGAGCCACUUGAGGUGCUUCCUGGAUGUUAAAUGGACAAUAUAGUCACCUAGACCACUUCAGCUCAAUGAAGUGGUCUGGGUGCCAGGUCCCUCAGGUUUUAACCCUUCACAUGUAAACAUAGCAGUUUCAGAGAACCUGCUAUGUUUACAUUUGGGGUUAAUCCAGCCUCUAGUGACUGUCUUCCGGAUAGCCACUAGAGGCGCAUCUGCGACGCUGGAGGCAAAUUUUGUCUCCAUCAUGCAGAGCGUCCAUAGGAAAGCAUUGAGAAAUGCUUUCCCAUGGACACUUUGAAUGCGUGCGCAUUCGGCUCCAGUGACUUCGGACGGGGAGGAGAGGUCACCAGCGCCAGGCUCCCUGGAUUAAGGUAAGUGGCUGACGGGGUUUUAACCUUCAGCGCCACGGGAGGAGGUCCCUCAGGGCACUACAGUGUCAGGAAAACUGCUUUGUUUUCCUGACACUGUAGUGAUCCUUUUACUGAUGUUUGGUCCGGUAACUGAUGCUGGUUGUCCUCACACUUUGUAUGAGGACAGCCAGCGUCCGCUAUUUCUCCAUAGGAAAACUUGAUACAAUGAUUUCCUUUGGGCUGGUCUUAAUGGGGCAAUCACCAAGACUUAGCGCCCCCUUGUCAGUAACGUCGGAGGAGGUAGAGCCGCGACACAACACCGAUGGAUAUUUGCACUUCUGCUUGAAAGACUGAAGAAUGUCAUAUGCAACUUGUUAUAAUUAAAGCAUCUAAGACAGGGUUAUACUCUAAAGACCAAUUCAAGGCCAUAACAGUGAUACUUUUUUUUCUUAUUUGGCCUAAAUUUUUAAAUUCACUUUUAAUUCCUGGAUUUUUUUUUUUUAUAAUGCGAUAAGUCUCAAACAUAGAUCAUACCACUCUUGUAUUUAUACAUGCUCUAUGUAAACCCAUUUAAAAUGCGUGGCAUUUUCUCAACACAAAAGUCCUGAUGAGCUUCAUUGCCUUAACUUUUUAUGUGUUCUGUGUGGACAGAGUAACCUUUGAGAUCCACUCUUUAUCGACCGUCCUAUUGUGAAGACAAUGAUGAAGUGAAAUUUCUCAUCUCGUUGUCAACAGAGAGGGCAGGUUUUAGAUUAUGAGAGAACCCAUUUUUGUCUAACAUUUUCAAAUGAUCUUACAAAAUAUACUCUGCUUCCAUGUACCGUAAUCACUACAAUAGGCUGCAGUGUGUUUGUGGUGCGUAGUGACCUUUAACUGUUUUUGUUUUUUUUUCUAGUGUAUAAGCAAGACUGUUCUUAUUUAAACAUGUAAUUAGCUUUUAAAUCUGUUCAGUUGAGCAGUGUUGCUGGUUGUGGUUCUUCUCAUAGGUUUAAAAGUACAGAAUUCAAAACUUGCACAGUGGAUCCAAAUUUAGCUGCAUGCCGGCUAUGAUUCAUGGCAUCAAGUACAUUUGGCAUGUGUCUGGAGCUGUUUAAAGGUUUUGUUAAUGCUUUAAAAGAACAUAUGCAAUAUUUUUAGAAUCUGACAACUCAUACCCUCAUUAGUAGUUAGUGGCUUGUUUGUAGUUGAAGAUAGUACAGAUGGGAAUUCCACGAUUAACUAUUGGCAGUCUACUGUUGUGUUAUAUUGCUUUACAACAUAAAGCAGCAUUUCAUCAUAGUAAGUCAUUCUAUUAAAAGAAAACCAUUACGUUCUAGUAGUAUGGAGCAUUAAAAUUUUAACAAUUUAAAAUGUGACUUCUAAAUGUACCUAUUAAAUAGCAAAGGUCCACUAGGUAAGCUGUUUCAUCGCAGAACCAUCUUCCAACAAAGACCGUUUUAUUGUAGCCAUUAGCUCUGUAUUGAAUCUUCAUGAAUAACACUACUAUAUUCCUUGCCUCAUUCCUCUUGAUGCCUUGGGUUCAGUUAUUAAACCCUACACGUAGAAGGAAAUAUGGGUAGUCACACAUGAAAAAGUGUGCCUCCAACCCAGGCUGUCCAAUCUCCCAGGAUCUAUAGCAGCAGCGGAGAAGACUUGGCACUAUUAGAGAUCCAAGGCAGAUUUAAUUGAAUAUGAUACAGCAGUCUUGAUCAAGCUCUGUGAGAACUGAAACAUUGCUGUAUCCUAUACAGGGCUAAAAAAAAAAGUCAAGGCCUACACUAGUAGCCAAAAUAUAAAUUGCUCCCCAACUGCAAGCUUAAAGAGUUUCACACACCAGGAUUACAUUUUUACUCACCGGGGCAAAAUUUUCAUUCGUUAGUGGCAAGUGGAAAUCUCUCUUGAUUAUUAUGUUGGUGUACAGGCCUUUGUAUAUGCAGGGAGGGACAAUAACACAGUUUUUACAGUAGUGAGUCUUGAGUGGGUAAGAGCCCAUAAAUAGAGCAUUAGAUCACUAUCAGAAUUAUUUUUAUUACAGGUUUUUUAUAGGACAUUUAGCUUGGUUAAAGUUUUUUUCUUGUGUGGUUCCGAACAUCAUUCCAUGAUCAAUCAGGAACAUAAAUCUGGCAAUCAUGGGGCUUAUAUGAAGCUUAAUAGUGAGGAGGACAUGAACUGGCUGGAUAGAGAAAUUUGCCAUGGAGGGCCUUACAUUCUCUAUUUCUGUCGUAUACCGAGCAAGACAUUUCAGUGUGAGGCUGUGUUUCUGUCUUUGCUGCAGGAACUCCUCUCUGAAUGAUUCCUUUGUUAGGGUUCUGUAGUGCAUUGCAGAUAUGCAUGAAACUGCAGAGCUGUUCACUGCAGGCCUUUCUUGCUGAGGAUGAAUACAUCACCAGUCAUGACAGGUUUUCUCACUGCUUUAAGGUAGUAUGUUAUACCAGACAAUUUUAGCAUGUCACCAAAGUGCAAGUUCUAAGAAGGGCAUUUUAUUUUCACAGCCUUUGUUAUAAAAGUGUAAAUUUGUAAUUUGUAUCAUUUUUAGAUUUCAACAUGUCAACAGAUGGGGCCUUCGGCAGUGGUAGCAGUGAUGCUCAGCAGAGCUUGCAGUCAUUUUGGCCAAGAGUUAUGGAAGACAUCCGAAAUUUAACAGUGGUAAGUACCCGUUUUCAUUUAAUUGGCAGCUUUAUCUGUGGAAACGAUCCUCAAGGUUUUUUUUUGCUGAGCAAUAAAAUAAGUGUUAAAAGAACAUAUUUAAUGUGGGGUUUGACAGGAAUUGUGAAAAUACAGAAAUGGGACCUGCAGCUAAAAAAGGUUUAUUGGUGCCUGGGGUAGAACUUGAAAGGAGGUAUGAUUUACCUGAAGCUCCCCAUUCUCUGCACAUCUAUCUUUUCUUAAAGGGACACUAGUCGCCAAAACAACUCGUUUAUUUAAAGGAACACUAUAUAAUGUCAAGAACAAAAACAUGCAUUCCUAACACCACUGAUGUUACUCACCUUUUUUCCAGCGCUAAAUAGGAAAGCAUUAGGAGGCUAUCGCAAAGCGCUGUGACAAUCAGCAUCUCCUCAUCUCUAUGGGGAGUGAUCAUCAUCUCCAUGCUCUGCAUGGUGAAGCUGAAUGUCUGUGCUGCACAUGGUGGAUUGAGCAGUGAGACUUCAGGGGCAUGAUCUAUACACAAGAACUGCUUCCUUGAGCUAAAGUUGUUUUUGUGACUAUAUUGUCCCUUUAAUCCCCAUUAGAUGUAGCUGGUUCAUCUAAAUACAAAUGGGUAUCUAUGGAAGAUUCUGAAGGAUCCUAGACAUACCUCUUCAUUAUAACAUUUAUCAUAACUUGAUGCAAAUGAUAGCUGAUGAGGGAAAUUGCAAGGUUUACCAAACAGAACUGAAUUGAAGCUUUAAUCAAAUGUGUAUGUAAGAUAAGUCAUCCCUACUUUGUCUCAUAUUGUUAGAUUAAAUUUUAAUUAAAAAUAAAUAAAUAGAAGUGACAGUUCCUUUUAAUAAUAUAUUGCUGAGCAUAGGCUCUUGUCUGCCUGUGAUACCAAUAGGGCAAGACUUUCUUCUGACAGAACCCACUUGCAGGCAGAAAACGUAAAACUCGUAGUCAAAGUUCCAUGUGUCUAUUCAAUGCACAAUAACCCAAUACCUAAAUAUAUACUUUUGUUUAAUAUCAUCUAAAAUCCUACUUGGUCUUUAAAUGGUGUUGGCAGAUUAACAAAACUGGAAUUUGACUGGUGAUUGGCCUUUUAAUUUCACAUAAAAGAACACUCCGUUGAAUUUUAUUUAAUUUUAUUAAAAAAAUGUAAUAUACCACAAAAGAAAAUGAGUGUAUUUUUUUCCUGCAUUUUUUCUUUGGGGUUAUAUGAAAAACCACUUACAAAAGCUGCAUAUGUGCUGUGUGCGUACAUUGUAAGCCCUCACCUUUUUCCCCAGCACAGACCUUUAGUCUAUGCCAGUCAAUACUCCAAUCAGUAACUUGCAGCUUUCCUAUGCUUCCCAACACGGAGAACUGGGGGAAGGCAGGAGUACUGUGAAGCUAAUAGAAGCAGUAGAAAACCUCCCUGGCUGUCAGUAUUUUUCCCCUAAUUAUAAACACGUACUUUUUAAAAAAAAAAUAAUAAAAAAACUUUAGGAGUUAAAUCCCUUUGUUUAUGAACCCUAGUCACACCUCACUGCAUGUUACUUGCACAGCCUUCCCUAAACACUUCCUGUAAAGAGAGCCCUAUUUAGGCUUUCUUUAUUGCAAGUUCUGUUUAAUUAAGAUUUUCUUAUGUUAAUAGCUUGCUAGACCCUGCAAGAGCCUCCUGUAUGUGAUUAAAGUACAAUUUAGAGAUUGAGAUACAAUUAUUUAAAGGACCACUAUAGUGCCAGGAAAACAUACUCUUUUUUUCCUGGCACUAUAGUGCCCUGUGGGUGCCCCCACCCUCAGGGUCCCCCUCCCACUGGGCUGGAUGGCGAGGAAAAUAAAGGAAACUUACCUUUAUUCCAGCGCCGGGCGGGGAGCUCUCCUCUUCUCCCCCUCCGAUCCUCCUCUUCGGCUGAAUGCCCAUUCGCGGCAGGCGCUGCGCGCGCAUUCAGCCGGUCUCAUAGGAAAGCAUUUACAACGCUUGCGUGUUCUCACUGUGAUUUUUCAUAGUGAGAAGCACGCAAGCGCCUCUAGCGCAAGCGCCUCCAGCCACUGGAGGAUUUGGAGGCUGGAUUAACCCAUUUAUAAACAUAGCAGUUUCUCUGAAACUGCUAUUAUUAUAAAAAAAAAAGGGGGUUAAUCCUAGCUGGACCUGGCACCCAGACCACUUCAUUAAGCUGAAGUGGUCUGGGUGCCUAGAGUGGUCCUUUAAGGUAAAUUACAUCUGUUUGAAAGUGAAACCAGUUUUUUUUUCAUGCAGGCUCUGUCACUCAUAGCCAGGGGAGGUGUGGCUAGGGCUGCAUAAACAGAAACAAAGUGAUUUAGCUCCUAAAUGACAGUGAAUUGAGCAGUUAAAUUGCAGGGGAAUGAUCUAUACACUAAAACUGCUUUAUUUAGCUAAAGUAAUUUAGGUGACUAUACUGUUCCUUUAAUGACUCCAGACACACACAGCCCUUCAGCAAGCUAAAAUGUUUGGAGUAAUCCUAUAAGGCUAAUUGCAGAUCUAGAAAAAUAUCUGACUUGAAGAAUUGUCUAGUUUGCCUACAUUAUUUGCCAUCACGUGUCAUUUUGCCACAUUUCACAGUUUAGUAAAUAAGCACCAUAGACAGACAUGUAUGGACUAAACCCAUAUAUUGUGCUAAGGAUCAGAGAAAUAUUAAAAAAAAAAUAAAAAAAAUAUUCAGCACAUUCCAUUAUCCUACUGUGUCUUGAUAGUAAACCUAAUAUUCUGAAGGAAAAAAAAGACACUAUGGGCACCAUAACAAGUUAAUUCUAAUGUAGUUGUUAGUGCUCGGAGUGUUCCUUUAAUGUCAUGAAGUGUUUGAUUCCUCUAAUGAAUUUCUUGACUAAAAUGAUUGGAUUGCUUUCUUUGCUCUUUCACCCAGAAGGAUUUCAGAGUUCAGGAGCUUCCACUGGCUCGCAUUAAAAAAAUCAUGAAACUUGAUGAAGAUGUGAAGGUAAAAUGUGUAAAUUUUUGCAUACAGGACAUGUAUUAUAUGUAUUAUACGAUAUGGAAUUAAUCAAUUGAACUUCUGUCUGAUGUAUGCCAGUGGUUAUUGGUCACUAAUAUCCAUUCUGAUUAAGAGAGCCUUCGGCUCCACUUUGAAUAAAAUUAAUGCUUUUCUAAUAUCCAUUUUAAUAUGCCAAUUUUAGAAUCACAGUUUUGGAACUUUUCUCUUGUGGCUAAAACACUAUAUUCCAAGGGUCCUAGUUUUGAAUUUGUCUUUAGUUGCUAAUAAUUACAAUAAUUUAUUUAAUAAAGGAACACUUCAGUGUUACAAAUACAAAGAUGUAUACAAACGUAUUCCUCUAAACUCCUUCCUCAGGCGCUGUAAAGCAUAACCCAGGGCUCGACAAAUUUGUCAAGUCCUGAUAUAACCCUUUAUUCACUUUGCUUCCUCCGAAGGGAGCUGAUGGGGGGGACCUAAUGCACAUACGAGGCAUGUGCUGUGCACGCAUUAGACAUCCCACAUAGGAAGGGAUUGCAGAGCGUGAGGACGUCCAGCGUCCCUUCACGGAAUCAAACUACAGGAAGCGACUCUAGUGGCAAUCUUAGUACUUCAAUGUAAACAUUGCAAUUUCUCUAAAACUAGGGGAAAGGGACACUGCACCCAGACCACUACAAUGAGCUGAAGUGGCCUGGGUGCCUACAGUGUCCCUUUAAGUAUCCUAUUUUCAGUGGAAAAAGGCAAGUGGUCAUACCCAGAACAUACUUGAAAAUUGUAUCCUUCCUGGUAAAAUAUUUUAUAAAUAAAAAUAAUGUGGUCAAGUGUACUGUGCUAUUUUACAAUUGGAAGGAUUGUGAUGGAUUAGGUGUGCAAUUUUUGAUCUUUUGUCAAACUUCAAAUUCUUUUUGCUUGAGCUUAGAUGAUCAGUGCUGAAGCCCCAGUUUUGUUUGCCAAAGCUGCUCAGAUUUUUAUAACAGAGUUAACACUACGUGCUUGGAUUCACACAGAGGACAACAAGAGGAGAACUUUGCAGGUAACUUUUAUUUUUUGAUUGACUCAUCGAUUUAAGGGUAAACCCUUUUUUAAGCAAUAUAACUGGAAGUUGGAGCUUUGGUUCAGUCAGGCUCUUGCCUUCAUACGUCUGCUGAUGGUUUCCAAUGGUUUGUGUCCUCUUAUGGUUUUAUUGUAGCCUUUCUUAGUCCUCUAAAAAUAAACUGCUUCAAAUUUUAAUCUGAACUGAACCUGCAAAGGACACUGCUAGACAAAACUACUAUACUGUCUGGUUUAUAUGUACAGAUACUGUUUGAGUACUGAUUUUCAAAAUAACAGGCUAUUCAAUUCGCUAAGUUUAGAUAUGUAUAUGCUCAGUAAACGGUUAUUAGAUUUGGGGGUUGUACACUUUAGAACCGCAACAAAGAUAGUUACUAUCUUCUAGUUAUUGUAGGAUGCAGUAUGAAUUAUUUAUGGAGUAGCAGAUGCAUGUACAUCCUUUUCUUCCCCAUGGGUGGAUGGUGGAUAAUAAUUCCGUGCAGAUUAUUUUAAAGCAUUGAUGAACUAUACACGCACAUGCAUAAAUAAAUAUCCGCACACUUUUUCUCACACGGGCCCAUACACAGAUAAUUCCCUUUGCACACAAUGGCCUGCACAAUAUUUUUGAGAUAACGUGGCAGAUUGUGGUGUUAAAGGAACACUACUUAACAUAAGAACUUCAUGUAAAUGUGGUGGUCGCUGUAGUGCCUACAGUAGUUCUCAACUCCUUAGUGGUCCCAAAUGACUUCAUUUUAAAAAUUAGAGCGUUUGGAAAUAUGUCUUUAAGUCUCUUGAGAGUCGUGAGUGUUAUUUCUUAUUUCCUGGUUGUCAUAUACUAGCAUGCUGUGCUUUAGGGAAGGCCGGUGCUUAGCCAGCUUUGAGUAAUUCGUUUUUUUGUUUGAAUUAUUGUGCAGGUGCACGGAGGGAGGGGCUGGGGCACCCUAAAAACUAACAAGGGAAUUGCAUCACUUGACACUAUAUACUAUAUUUUUUAAACCAGCAAACAUACACUUUUAACCCCUUUACGCCGUUAUGGCAUUCUAUGCCGUCCCGCAUUAAAUUGGUUUUAAAGUCGUUGCGGCAACAUAGAACGCCGUAACUGCUUGCAGCCCCAGGAGGUCCGCGUUACUUACCAUCACCGCAAUCCUCUACGGGAGGUCGGCCUGGCAGCCCUCCCACGGCAAAUAUGUCCCACUAUAGUUGGCUGUGGAUCUGUCAGACAGUCUCCCUGCUGGUGGUAGGUGUAAAAAAAUAAACAUGUUAAAUUAAAUUUAUUUAUAUUUAUAUAUAUAUAUAUAUGUGUGUGUGUGUGUGUAACGUCAUACGUAGUAUAUUUUAAUGUUCAUAUAAAUACAUAUAUUGGUACACUUAGAAUGAUGUCAUAUAUAUAUAUAUAUAUAUAUAUAUAUAUAUACACACACACACACAAUAUUUAGGAGAAGUUUUGCACUCCAGCUUUCCUCCCUUUAAUGGCCCGGUGCUCAACUGCACGAAGAUAUAGAUUCCAAAAGAGAGCCAGCACUCAAGUAUGAAGGCUUUUAAUCCAAACAGUCAACGUUUCAGUUUACCAUAGUGAACUUUUCUCAGGAUAAAUUCUCUGAAAGCCUUUGGAGACUACUUAUGGUAGAGAAUUGAACAUUCAAUUCACAGGCAACAGCUCUGGCGGACAUUCCUGCUAUCAGCAUGCCAAUUGCACACUCCCUCAAAACUUGCGACAUCUGUGGCAGUGUGCUGUGUGAUAAAACUGCACAUUUUAGAGUGGCCUUUUAUUGUGGCCAGCCUAAGGCACACCUGUGCAAUAAUCAUGUGGUCUAAUCAGCAUCUUGAUAUGCCACACCUGUGAGGUGGAUGGAUUAUAUCAGCAAAGGAGAAAUGCUCGCUAAGACAGAUUUGUUAACAAUAUUUGAGAGAAAUAGGCCUUUUGUGUACAUUGAAAAAGUCUUAGAUCUUUGAGUUCAGCUCAUGAAAAAUGGGGGCAAAAACAAUAGUGUUGCGUUUAUAAUUUGGUUCAGUGUAUAUGCAGCCAAAAAAAUUAUACAUUGUUACAAGUAGCUUCUUCUUUGUGGUGUUCUAACUUCUGUCGGGUUUGUUUUUUCAGCGAAAUGAUAUUGCUAUGGCAAUCACAAAAUUUGAUCAAUUUGAUUUCCUUAUUGACAUUGUCCCCCGUGAUGAAUUAAAACCUCCAAAACGACAGGUAAGGGGUUAAAAAAACAAAAAAUACUAUAUGUAACUGACAGACUCUCUAUAGAUACAAUAUUAUAGUACAAUAUUGAAAAACUUGCUUAGCAUAACUGUGAUUAGUGUAUAAUUUGCCAACUUAUAUUUUCCAGUCUGGACUUUUAUUUAUUUUCUGAACUUGCUCAUAUUGUAUCUGAUUACUCCUGUGUUUUUUUUUUGUAUUGUCUCUUAUUAUACAGGAUGUUUUACCAGCACUUCAUAAGUGUGCUUUACAUUACAUAAUUGUAUUUCAACAAAUAGAUUUGUUCUACUGUAUCAGUCUGCAUCCUAUAUCUGGUAUAACGGUUGCCAUUACUCUAAAUGCCUAUUCUUGACAACUUGCUUACCAGUGAUUUUCUCCAAUUCGUUUAGCUAGAUGAAGCAAGGGUUUGGAGGCUCUCUGAAAAAGACUACCCACAAGUAGUGGGUAGCAUUCAGAACCUUUGCUCUAUUAGGAAAUGGCUAUUUUUUUCCUGUGGACAGGUAUGUGGCUUUGUGUGAAUGCAAUCCUUGGACCCAGAGAUUGUGCAGUAAGCAUUUAUCAUCACUAGGAGAGUUUAAAAGAUAGCUUUUGUCGAACUGGAACGGCUUUACGCUUAAAGUUAAUUCAGAAUUAGUUUUAUAUCUAUAGCAUUUUUGACUCUUCAUGUUAAAAGAGAAAAAAAAUCCAACACACUUUUUUCUUUUCUUCAUGGUUUCCUUUUGCAUUUCACCAUUGUGCUGUGUAACAUGAGAUUAUAAGAAUGUACAAUCUUCAAUACUGUAUCAGUUGUGUAAUCAUCCAGGUAACCUGAGUCGCUGUAAACAUCCUUGACUGGAAGCUGUGAAUCUAUUACAGGAGCUUUCAGUCGGAUGUUUACAGCUGCUGGCUGCCACACUACUCCUUGUCAAGGUCUGGUUAUAGGGUUAGGAGAAGGAAGUAUACCCAUCCAUAAUCUGGGUGUCUGCAGCUGUACCUGGAUAGUUGUUUUAUCUUUAUGUGGUAUAGAUAUCAUGUGAACGUUUCCCGCACUCCUUUUUUCCUGGUACAUCUGAGCCCUGAGAGAGAUUAUUUUCCCAUAGGUUGCAUUGUAAAAAUCUUUGAUAGGCUGGUGUUUAGUAGAAUGAAAACUGUUGGUUAAACUUUAGCUAGAGAAAACAAUUCAGGUGAUUCAUGUUUAUAAGCAAUAAAAAUAAGCCACGGAGAUCACAAAUAUUCUGUACAGAUGCAAGAGUAGGAAACCCAAGAAGCAAUGGAAGAGGAGGUGCUUGAAAAUGGAGAGAGAAAUUACAGUUGGGUUUAUUAACUAAACAAUGAAUUGAAAUCCAUAGUGCAAGUUUAGACAAACGUUGAUUUGAGAAUAUACUUUAACUUGUGACAUGGCGUUAAUCUAGUCUUUGAGUUAAUCUAAUUGGUAGAUUCACAUAUUUUUUAUGAGUUAUUAUAAAUUACAGUUGAAUGUGGUCACUAGUGGUAUAUGGGCAGAGAUUUUUUUUUUCUGUAUAUUUUGGUGUGCACUUUCAGAGCAGAGUCUUUUCUUAAUGAUGGGCCUUUACAUACUUUGUCUGACUAAAACAGUAUUUUUUAAAGGACUCGUUUUCUUGGCACUAUAUGGUCUUUAGGUCUCCCCCACCCCUCAGGGUCCCACUCCUGCUGGGCUGAAGGGGGAGGGGAAGGGGUUAAUCACUUACCUUUCUCCAGCGCCGGGCACCCUCUGCGCUUGGGAAAUCUUCUCCCUCUUCCGACGUCAGCGCUGAAUGAGCAUGCGCGGCAAAAGCCGCGCGCGCAUUCAAUCAGUCCAUAUGAAAGCAUUUCUCAAUGCUUUCCUAUGGACGUCGGCAUCUUCUCACUGUGAUUUUCACAGUGAGAAGCGCCGAAGCACCACUAGAGGCUGGAUUAACCCUAAUGUAAACAUAGCAGUUUCGAUGGACCUGGCACAUAGACCACUUUAUUGAGCUGAAGUGAUCUGGGUGCCUAUAGUGGUCCUUUAAAUAGCACUUCUACAUCCAGUCAUAUGCAAUACUGCUCUUGUUUUUAGUGUAAGACAACGUCAAAAUGAAGUUGAGCAGAUAUACCCACACCUCUAUGGGCUUCACAGUGUAUGCAAAUGUGCCUUUGACUAGUGUAGUAAUGUUUAGAAAGUUACAAUUACCUUGGCUUUUUAUGCAGAUCUAGGUGUCCCUUAUACCUUUGUUCAAACAUCAGUUUAAGUAGCAUUUUUCUACAAUUAGUUUGUGUUUAUGUAUAAAGAGAAACAAAACAAAAAAGAGAGUGCGAGCUCAUACAGUGAAUAUUUACGUGGACAAAGACUAAGGGGUUAACUCUAGAGAACACAUAAACAUAAAAUAAAUUGUCCUGUGAGACUGGUAGUGAAUGAUGAUUUAAAUAUAAAACAACUUUUAAUAGUAUAUUUAAAAAAAAAGGGAAAUAAAACCAAAUAUAUAUUUGGUUUUGAUCUUUUUAAAAUAAACUAUUAAAAUGUAAGUUUUAUUUUUAAACCUUGUGAAUUAUGGUCUAUUGGAGCACUGCAGAAGGUUUAUUCUGUUUGUGUGUGGGUCUCAUAUUUCACACAGUUAAAGUACUGUUUUUACAGUGUAACAAAUACUUUUUUUUUUUCUUUUCUGCAAAGUGUACAACUGGAAGAACAUGCCCAAAAAAUAGACAAGUUCAGUGUGCAUGUGAAAAAUAUUGGAUUACUGCUAUAGUUUGACAUCAGUGUGUUUUCUCCCUGGAGCCAGACUCUGCUUGAUAUUUGUGAUGAAGAACUCUGCUUCCCCCCGCCUGUAGAAAGGAUAUCACAGAUUAGCAAGAAGAAAGUUACAAUAGGAAGCGAUAUGAGUAAGGUUUGGGUGCCUGCCAGCCACGGAUGCAGGGCUGGGAGGUAAAGGUUACACACAUCUUUUUGUUUUACAACCAUAAAGAGCUUGUUCAUACUUUAGAGAAAGGGGGUGGAAAGAAAGAUGUACACUCACAGAUUGGGAGAUUGCCAUGAUUCAGUGGUUGUAAACAUCCUACACUCUCAGCUGUGAAUAUAAGGAGGCUGGGAGAAGGGUGUUUACUCCCUCUGCCAUGGAAUAGCUUACAAACUGCUGCUCAAGAAAAAGACUUCUUUCCCUGCUGCAAACAAGAAGAUAAUAUAUAUUUCUACAUAGUGUUGCACAGCUUUGAACUAUAAUACUAUAGAGAAAGUCACGUUUGUUGCUUUAUCAAUGCUUUAUUUUUUUAUUUUUUUUGCCAUGUCAGUCUAUUCAUUAAAAUAAUUUACUUAAUUCCAGUGUUACCAUUUUGAAUUCUAAGCGGUUAUGUAGUCUGUAAAAAAAAAAAAAAAACAAAAAAAAAAAACUUGUACCUGUACACUUGAAAAUAUUUCUAGAACAGAAAUAUAACAAAUACAAUCAUAAGAAUAAUGUGCAAAAUAAAUAUCCUUAUAUGUAGGCUUCCUAAAAGAGGUAAACGUUGAGGAAUUUUUAGAAACAGGGCUUGUCAAAGGUCAUCUAUAACAAAACACCCCAAAUAAACCGUGUGCCAUUCUUUAGAGCUUUGUUAUUCAGAAGUAAAAGCAAUCAACACUGUGAGUAAUCUUUAUAUAGGACCUUUACAUCCCCUGAGACACAAGCUGUGAGGUUAAAGAGGCCUACAUUAUUUUAGAAAAAAGAUGGGGCAACAGUCAGUGUAGAUCAGAGAAGAACAAGAGUGUGGUGGGGAUAAACCUAGAACCCCGCCCCCUCUUCUACGAACUCCAUUUCUUGGGGGUUUACUAGGUUAGAUUUAUACAUCAUAACAUCUGAACCCAGCAGCUCAUGAAUGAAUGACAGCUUCUGAAUGCAUGUUCAGAUUUUUUUGGCCCAGAGCACGUGUGUGUGUGUGUGCGCGCGUGCAUUUUUCUUUUUUAGGGUUAUCCCAGUAUAGUUUUGGCUACCCUAUAUAUUUACACACAUUUUCCUUGCUGAAGUGCAUUUUGUGUGAAAAGUGUCCCUUUAGCCAUGAAACCAAAAGUGCAGGUCUCAAUAGAAAAUGGCACUUUUAUAAAUUAACCUUUUAACAUCCUCUGGCUGUCAAUAAGAAAGUUCUUCCUGUUCCUUUCUGGUAGUUUAGUUCAGUUGAGCUAAACCCAAGUUGCAGCAAUUGCCCUGUUGUGCAAAGACUUCUCAUUGAGCUGCAUUGGGAAGUCUGUGAUUGGACAGCCACAGAAAGUCUAGGCAGGGUUAGAAGGGGAGGACUGCAUAAUUAAAAAUACAAGCAUGCCUUGAUUUGGGAUAUAUAUUCGUGUGUAUGUAUAUAAAUACUCCAUUGUCCAGCCAUAAAGAAUAAUUAUAAUAAAUAAAAUUAUAUAUAUUUACACGCACACGUGUAUGUGUGUGUGUGUAUAUAUAUAUAUAUAUAUAUAUAUAUAUAUAUAUAUAUAUGUCUCUCUUUCUUGUAUAAACAAAAAACUUCAUGUGCCUGGGUGCUUACCUGCAUAAAAAUAUAAACAAAUGAAAUGAAGGGUGCACUCACAGGACUUCUAAAUUAAUUGGUUUAAUGUGACAAAACAAAAAUGUACAUCUAUAUCCUAUCGCAAGGCUUGACAAAUCCCUAUCACCAUGGUGACUAGAAAUUUUGCCCUGGCGCCUGGGUUUUGCCAGCUCUCUAGUGUGGCCACCGAAGGAGCUUUGACGGCGGCCGCCCAGAGGAGCAUGGAGGUGGGCAGCAGCCCGCAGGAGCAUUGUGGGCGGCCCGCAAGGGAGCAGUACUCUGCCUGCAGCUGCUCUCUGCUCCCUCCUGCUAUCUAAUGGUCCUGGGAGCCGGAAUAUGAAGUCAUUCCAUCUCCGGGAUCAUUAGAGAGCGCGAGGGAGCAGAGAGUAGCUGCAGGCAGAGUACUGCUCCUUCGCACACAAGAGGAGAGCAGCCCCACUGGACCACUGGCUGAGUGGGUUUCAAUUACAACAAAAAUGCGCGUGUCUGAGCCUGUCAAGAGAGUGUGUCUGUCAGUGUGUGUGCAUGCAAGCCUGUUGUCAGCGUAAGAGUCAGGGGCGUUUUGGCCGCGAAGCAAACAAAGCAUUUGCCUUGGGCGGCAUUUUCCAAGGGGCGGCAAAAAAAGCCGCCCCCCAAAUGCCCAGGGCAAAUGCCUUCUUAGCCUUGCAGCUAACAGACAUGCUGGGCGGCCGGCCGGCGCUGGCGAGGGAGCUCUUCCUCUGAGCGGUCUGCUCAGCUCCCUCGUGCGCCGCAGGGUGAGGCUGGGAGCCUGGUUGAUGAUGUCAUAUUCCGGCUCCCAGCCACACUCUGAGGCUGCUGGGCGGGUGGGCAGCUGGCGAGGGAGCACUUCCUCUGAGCGGUCUGCUCAGCUCCCUCGCCAGCUGCCCACCCGCCCAGGGGAGAGGGAACCCCCCCCAGCAUUCCCAAAGGUAAGGAGGCUGGAGGGGAGGGGGUUUAAAAAUAAAUAAAUGUGUGAGUGUGUGUGUCAGUGUGUGUGUGUCUGUCAGUCAGUGUAUCUGUGAGUGAGUUUGUGUUUCUGUUAGCUAGUGAAUGCGUAUCUGUCAGUGAGUGUGUGUAUUUAGAAGGCGGGGGGAAGGGAUGGGUGGGGGGGCGCCUGAGUUUUCUCCUGCCUAGGGCAGCACAAAACCAGGAUACACCACUGGUAAGUGUGUGUGAGCCUGUCAGAGAGAGGGUGCGUGUGUGAGCCUGUUGUCGGCGUAAGAGUGUGUGUGUGUGUGUGAGAGAAUGCGAGUCUGUCAGAGAGAGGGUGAGUGUGUGAGAGAUCCUGUCAAGAGAGUGUGUGUGUGAGAUCCUGUCAAGAGAGUGUGUGUGUGAGAUCCUGUCAAGAGUGUGUGUGAGAUCCUGUCAAGAGUGUGUGUGAGAUCCUGUCAAGAGUGUGUGUGAGAUCCUGUCAAGAGUGUGUGUGAGAUCCUGUCAAGUGUGUGUGUGUGUGAGAUCCUGUCAAGAGUGUGUGUGAGAGAUCCUGUCAAGAGAGUGUGUGUGUGUGUGAUCCUGUCAAGAGUGUGUGUGUGUGUGAUCCUGUCAAGAGUGUGUGUGUGUGAGAGAGAGAUCCUGUCAAGAGUGUGUGUGAGAGAGAUCCUGUCAGAGAGUGUGUGUGAGAGAGAUCCUGUCAAGAGUGUGUGUGUGUGUGAGAGAGAUCCUGUCAAGAGAGUGUGUGUGAGAGAGAUCCUGUCAAGAGAGUGUGUGUGAGAGAGAUCCUGUCAAGAGAGUGUGUGUGAGAGAGAUCCUGUCAAGAGAGUGUGUGUGAGAGAGAUCCUGUCAAGAGAGUGUGUGAGAGAGAGAUACUGUCAAGAGUGUGUGUGUGUGUGUGAGAGAGAUACUGUCAAGAGUGUGUGUGUGUGUGAGAGAUACUGUCAAGAGUGUGUGUGAGGAGGAUCCUGGCCAAGAGAGUGUGCGUGUGGGAGAUCCUGCUGUAAGAGAGUGUGUGUGAGAGAGAUCCCGUCAAGAGAGUGUGUGUGUGUGGAGAUCCUGUCAAGAGAGAGUGUGUGAGGAGAUCCUGUCAAGAGAGUGUGUGAGAGAUCCUGGGCCGGGCAGUGUGAGAGAUCCUGUCAAGAGAGUGUGUGUGUGAGAGAUCCUGUCAAGAGAGUGUGUGUGUGAGAGAGAUCCUGUCAAGAGUGUGUGUGUGAGAGAUCCUGUCAAGAGAGUGUGUGUGUGAGAGAUCCUGUCAAGAGUGUGUGUGUGUGAGAGAUCCUGUCAAGAGAGUGUGUGUGAGAGAGAGAUCCUGUCAAGAGUGUGUGUGAGAGAGAGAUCCUGUCAAGAGUGUGUGUGAGAGAGAGAUCCUGUCAAGAGUGUGUGUGAGAGAGAGAUCCUGUCAAGAGUGUGUGUGUGUGAGAGAGAGAUCCUGUCAAGAGUGUGUGUGUGUGUGUGAGAGAGAGAUCCUGUCAAGAGUGUGUGUGUGUGCGAGCGUUUAGGUAUCUGCCCUCUCCGAUUGCAUGUGGAAGGUGUUUUUAUUCAUCCUUUUUUUUUCCCAUUUUCUCACGCUGUGCCAGUUUUGCCAUGGCUGGUACCAUCAAUCGUUUUGCCUUGCAAUUAUUUUUGAUGGCUAGACCAUAGAGUAUUUAAAAGUAGAUGCAAGGAGCAAGAAUGUGAACUGCUCUUUAGAUCAUUUGUAUCUUGAGUGUGUCAAAACCAUAAUUUUUCACGAAUAUUGGAAAAGUGGAAGCUGUGUUUGUUCUUUGCUGUUUUGUUUUCUAUAUUGCGUAUUUAAUUAACUUUAAUAGCACUUACUGGGGUGCAGAAAUGAGGAAUUGUCACUGUCAGCCAGAAAAGUGAUAUUUCCUCUUCAAGCCAGGUAGGUUAUUUUUUUUUUUUAAUAUAAAAUAUAUAUCUUUGUGAAAUUGUCCAAAUGCAUUUCAUAAUGUCACUUUUAUACAGAAGCUUUGACUUUUGGAAGUUUAGGAUAGAUUUCAAGCACUAAUUCUUAAAGCAUUUUUCUUGAUCAUGCAUUGACUGUAAUGUUCUGCCAAUACACAGGAAGAGGUACGGCAAACGGUGACCCCUGCAGAACCAGUCCAGUACUACUUUACUCUAGCACAACAACCAACAGUGCAAGUUCAAGGACAGGCAGCUGGACAACAGACCACAUCCUCUACCACCACACUUCAACCUGGUCAGAUCAUAAUUGCACAGCCACAGCAAGGACAGGUCAGCAAGACAUUUUUUUUUAAUAUUUUCUAUUCUUUUCUGUUCAAGCUCUUUUUGGAUUUUGGUCUUCAUUUAAAGAGAUAUGCGUUGAUUUUAAAUUAUAACCCAGAAAUUAACUUGGAAGUGCUGUUUCCAAAGUAUGUGUGAUAUAUGUAGAAAGCUGUUAUUUUUCCCCAGAGAUUUGAAAUGCCUAAAAUAGCAGUGCAACGAUUUAUUGGCUGCUAAUCAUCAUUCCUAAUACAAUUUCUGCACAUUUGACUUAUAGGCUUCAUUUAGAUUGUUUAUUUUUCUUGUCUUCUUAUUCUGUUUUUUCCACUAUUCAUAUUUUAUUGUUUGGCAUAUUUUGUGCCCUCCCAGUUGCCUUAGCCAUCCUUUCCACAUAGAAUUUUUUAUAUCCUCUCCUGCCUCUUUGUGUCAGUCCUUAUCUUUUGUCUUUCAUAUUUCUAGUUUCUCUCUAGUAUUAUUUUUGCUGAUGUCAGUCUUCAUUUAUGAGCCUUUGCAUAAAUCUAAACUAUUUUUCUAGCAUGAUAUCCGCAUCUAAGACCAAUUUAGAAUGUUGGGGGGUUAAGUGCAUAUACUAACUAAAUUGUGACAUGUUUUUGAAAACCAUUAUCAAUUUAUGAAAAUCUAGCUUUAUUUUACAUGAGCAGUGACAGAUUUACUUAAAUGCCAGUUUUUCAAGUGCACCCUUCACUUCUGGAUCAAGAUGGGGCAUAUCUCUUGAUUUUGACUGUCCUUUUAUCUGGUUGGUCCUUUAGCAGGCAGUCCUCCAGAGCUGUCAGCUCUCUUUAGCUUUAACAAGUACCAGCAGUAUUAUUUAUGAUGUGGAUUUUUUUCACUAUUCUUUUUAUAUACUAUCAAAAGUCUUGUGGAAACAAUCAGUGUUAUCACAGCCUCCCAAUAUCAGUGGUAUCUCAGCCACCUCUCAAUCCUCCUCUGAGCAAUGCAGUGGAAUAUGAGCCAGUCAGAGGAAGGUUUAGGAAUUUCACAUCUUGUUCUUUUGUCCUUUUCAGGAUAAAGAUCUGAGAAAUAUAUCAAUUUUGUGAUUGUAAUGUACAUAAAACAGAAGUAAUCAUAUAAAUAGCAACAAAUGUUUGUCUGUUCUUGAAUCUUAAACAUUAGAAAUAUGUAGAUCUGGUGUAUGGUAUGUGCAUGCAUGGCUUUAAAACUUGAGUCCACACUAGCAGCCUAUUUUCAUAUAUAUCAUAAUAUUAUAGCUGGUUUCUGCCUAAGUAUGUCCAAGCAUCUACGCUUUAUUAUACGCUUUACCAAAUUUUAUCGAAUUAGAAUAUUUCUCCACCUACAGCUUUUAUUUUUUAUUUUAUUUUAUUUUGUCAAAAUUUGCUUUUACAACCCAAGGUUGACCAGCUCCAGUGAAUUGAAUAACCAUACCUGCUUUCUGUUUUAAACAGUUUUGUUCAUGUAUUUGCAUUAAUGAAACGGUUGCCACGAGCUGAACUGCAUCUCUGAUACCUGAUGACAAAGGUUUAGGUUAAGAUCAACUCUUUUUGAAAUGCUCAUAAAGACUGUGUUCAAAUUUUAUUGAUAUAUAUAUGACUGCUUUGGAAUUAUGGUAAAUCGCCAUUAAAAGGUGAAGCUCCUGUUGUGGGAAUAAGUCUUUGUCUUGCUCAUCACUAAUAGCAGCGUAAGUGUUACUUGCCUUCACUGCACCACUGGGCCACCACCCCCUAAGUGGCUCUUUUUUGGUUUGCAUGCCACACAUGUCAUUUACCAGCUACAGUUGUGAAAAGGGGAUUUUUAAUUACUAAUAAAAUAAUUUCACUAAAAGGGACUCUUGUGGUUUAAAUUCAGCAGGCAGCAAUGUUUCUCUCAAGUAUGAAGACCGGAAAUGAACACAGCAGAAAUACAAGCUCGGAGGGCAGUACUUGUCCACACAAAUUACACAAAUGUAUGGCAGAAUACUACUCCUGAUUUAAUGGGAGAAGACACAGAUCUUAUAUCCAAUUCUGUACAUAUCCAAAAAGGGGUUGUCUUCACACAAUACAAUAGAUUUAGCAUACAUAUAGUCAUGUCCAUUGAAAUGCAUCUUAAAAGAACUUGACACACUUUCCAACAGUCAUAAAGAAGAUAUGUUAAAAGUAUAUAGGAAUCUGGGGGGGAACAAAACAAAGAUACAAAGCAGGAUCAAAGGCCAGCUGUUAUAAUAGAGCAUCCUGAUAUUACUCAAUCAAUUGUGUGGUGUAACACAGGAUAUAAAAGGGAAAAGGUGGUCAUUAACCCAUAUCAAGGACACUAUAGGCACUCAGACCACUUUAUCGCAUUGAAGUGUUCUGGCUGCAUUGUCCUUAUUCCCUUAACCCUGCAAUGUAAAAACAUUGCUGGUUUAGAGAACCUGCAAUAUUUACAGUGAUUGCACUAUUAAGACGGUCUCUAGUGGCCGGUCAUUAGAGGCGCUUCCUGUAGUUUCACAGUUUGACAUCUUCACGCUUUACAUGAGGAUGUCCAGCGUAUUAAAAAACCUUGUUGAAAAUAAUUGAAAAAAGGAAAUUGUGGUCCAGGAACAAAUAGUCCCUAGAGCACAGGGGGGAUAUCUCAGAUUCUAGAUUAGACUAAAUAUAUCUAUUAAAAACCAUACUUUAUUAGAAUCCAAAUAGAGGAAAAAUCAUAACGAGACAAAUGAAAUGUAACAAAUAACACUCCAAUGUAAAUAAACAGAAAAAAUUAAACCGUUAUUUACCUAGAGGGGAGCUCAAAAAGGCUUCAAAUAUCUUAAAGGACCACUAUAGGCACCCAGAACACUUCAGCUUAAUGAAGUGGUCUGGGUGCCAGGUCCAGCUAUAGGUUUAACCCUUUUUUCUAUAAACAUAAUGGUUUCAGAGAAACUGCUAUGUUUACAUAUGGGUUAAUCCAGCCUCUAGUGGCUCUCUCAUUGACAGCUGCUAGAGGCGCUUCCGUGCUUCUCACUGUGAUUUUCACAGUGAGAAGAGGCCAGCAUCCAUAGGAAAGCAUUGAGAAUACUUUCCUAUGGACUGGCUGAAUGCGCGAGCGGCUUCUGCUCAUGGCGUCGCUAUGGAGGAGGAAAGUCCCCCGCCCGGCGCUGGAGAAAGAGAUAAGUUUAACCCCUUCCUCCCCCUAGAGCCUGGCAGGAGGGGGACCCUGAGGGUGGGGGCACCCUCAGGGCACUAACUAUAGUGCCAGGAAAACGAGUGUUUUCCUGGCACUAUAGUGGUCCUUUAAUGAUAGUCUAGGCUGCAUAGGAUAAGAGGUAGGGGAACUAAAUAGUAAUGGUGGAUUCGUGAUAGACAGCAAAUCCCCUUAUACUACUGUAUCAAACAGUCAACUAGAUACUAUCUUGUGGGAAAAAAGCUGUAGUCCCAGACAAAUGUAUCAGUAUGUCGAUAAGAUACUUAGCAAAGUAACCCCCCUCUAAAUAUAGGAACAGACUAAUUGUGCAAGACAGGAGGCUGUAGUGUAAAGCCUCUUUUGCUGGUCAAUCACAGAGCAUUAGGACUAGAAUGCUAUUCCCCUUAGAACCCAGUCUAGGGGCUACAUAUAUCAGCAGACUGAAUCUAAUCCCUAAACUGUCAUAUAUCUAGUAGUACUAGCACUAUCACUUGACUAAAUGACUUAAGGAAGGUCCUGCUGCCGUCCCUACUCAUUGUCAAUCAAGCUUAAUAGAUGUAUCGCUGACUGUCCCUAUUAAAUUAUUACAAUGCUAGCCUUAUAAAAAAGUAAACUAUCAUCCAUAAAGUGCUCAAAUCAAAACAAAAUGAAAAACCAUAACGCCUAACGCGUUUCGGCGCUACUAAAGCGCCCUUUAUCAAAGGCAGUAACCCGACUCUUACCUGGUGCUGUCUUUUAUAUGAACCGAGGAGUUGGCUUGUUCCAAUCCUUGCCAGUGGGCGGAUUGUCCUUCACUACCUCUUCGUAUUAGCAGAUAUAUGAAGUUUCACUGAGACUCCUGAUAGGCCAGAGCCUGUUUGGCUCUAGCAGCCUUGAGUGCCGUGGAAAGACACCUUGAGUGCCGUGCAUGGCACUAGUGCCGUAGGUUUCCUACCCCUGGCCUAGACUAUCAUUAAGAUAUUUGAAGCAUUUUUGAGCUCCCAUCUAGGUAAUCACGUUUUCAUUUUGUUCUGUUUAUUUACAUUGGAGUGUUUUUUACAUUUAAUUUGUCUCGUCAUGAUUUUUCCUCUAUUUGGAUUCUAAUAAAGUAUGGUUUUUAAUAGAUAUAUUUAGUCUAAUCUAGACUCUGAGAUAUCCCCCCCCUGUGCUCUAGGGACUAUUUGUUCCUGGACCACAUUUUCCUUUUUUCUUUUCUUAUGAAUAUCUAGGGUCAUUCCCUUUGGAUAUCUCCAGGACACCCAUGCAUUCACCCUUAUUCUGGGAGUUCUGUGUUUCUGUUGUUUUUUUCUCUGUUGAAAAUAAUUGAGUCAAUCUUUUCCGUGGGGAAGGCCUAAUGCACAUGCAGAAUGCUCGUUGGGUUCCCCUAUCUGCUGAGGGUUUUUUUGUUUUUGUUUUGUUUUUGUUUUUUUGUUUUUUAUAUUUUCCUUGGCACUGCAAUAGUUACCAGCUUCCAUGAAUGGUAUACUCUGUAAGUAAAAUAUAUAGAUCUGAUAUUCAUUAUGCUCACAAAAGAAUUCAUCCCUAUUUGUAACUGUUCAUGCUAUGAAUUUAUAACGAAAUGUCUUUUCUGGUUUAUUUUAAAAUUAAUUCAUAUGGUUGCCAUUUUAGAGUACACCUGUCACAAUGCAAGUUGGAGAAGGUCAGCAAGUGCAGAUUGUACAAGCACAACCUCAAGGACAAAGCCAGCAAGGGCAAGGUGCAGCAGGACAGACCAUGCAGGUCAUGCAGCAAAUCAUCACCAACACAGGAGAGAUCCAGCAGAUCCCGGUAGGUUCUGCCAGAUGUCUAAUUUUUAGGGGCAACAUCCAGCCAAACUAUAUUAAGCAUCGCUUUUUAAUAAUUUGCACAUUAAGUUGUAGUUCUUACCAUUUUUUUAUUUUUUUUUAUUUUUUUUACUGGAAUAAGACAACUUCUCUCUAGUGCUAGUUUGCAGAGCUUUAUUGCAACCUAAAAGUAAGAUCUUUCAUGUUCUUUAAACCUUCAUCAUGUUUAGAUGGUUUAGCAGAUUCAUUUGCAAAUACUGAACAUCAUCAAUCUGUACAGCAGUCUAAAAAGGAUCACUAUAGGGUCAGGAACACAAACAUGUAUUCCUGACCCUAUAGGGUUAAAACCACCAUCCAGCCACUCUGGUUUCCUCAUGCCUCCCUAAAUAUAGUAAAAUCUUCUAUUCAAGGCCUGGAGCUGCUUACUUUGUCACUGUUUCCUUUUGACCUGCCCACAGCCUGCUGACAUCAUCAGAAUUGGUAGCCUGAUCCAAUCACAAUGCUUCCCCAUAGGAUUGGCUGAGACUGACACAGAGGCAGAUCAGGGGCAGAGCCAGCAUGAUUCAAACACAGCCCUGGCCAAUCAGCAUCUCCUCAUAGAGAUGAAUUGAAUCAAUGAAUUGAAUCUCAUCUUUCCUAUGCUUUUUUGAAAGUUACCAAAAAAAAAAAAAUGAAACCAGUAAUUGAGCUAGUGUCUUCAUGAAAAAUGUAUUGAUUGAAAACUUACAAAAUGCUAUUAAAAUCUCAAUAUUGUUUGUAUUUUUUUUACUCUAUAUCAUACAGCCCUACUUUUUUUUUUUUAUGUUCACACAGAACACAGAAAAAAACUUUUACAGUUUUUUCCACUUAUUUUUCAGAUUUCUGCAUUCAAAUAGUCCUCUUGCUAUAGCCUGGGGUUUUUUUGUUUUUUUUUAAUUCCAAUAACUUAUUGAUCUAUAAAUUACAACAUCCCUUUAUGUUUCACUUUUACAGCAUAGUUAAAUGGAUAUUAAAUUAUGUAGCAUAGAACACGAGUAAAAGCUUUAUCAACUAAAAUGGUUAAUAUAUUUAAUCUAAUAAUUCCAGACUCCAUGUUUGUGAUUGAUGUCCUCACAUUACUCUUUAAAUGACUUUACUGUGCUUUAAGGUGCAACUCAACACAGGACAGUUGCAGUACAUACGUCUUGCUCAACCAGUUUCUGGAACACAAGUUGUGCAAGGACAGAUCCAGACCCUGACAGCCAACGCACAGCAGGUAUUCCUUCUCAUGCGUCUCUAUCAAUAGAAAUUCAUACAGUUUUUUUCUAACUCUAGCUAUGUAGCUCUGUAGGUAUGUUUAAAGUGGUGUACUCUUUGAAAGAAACUCCCCUGUAUAAGCAGCUUAAACUUUUAUUUAAAGUACAUUGUUUUAUUACACCACUUUAGUGCUCUUAAACAUAGAAUGUGACGGUAGAUAAAAAUAGUUUGGCCCAAUUUUCUAAAUACUUUCAUUAGUCCUUGCCCGUUGUCUUAAGUCUAGGAUAGACUUAAAAUUAGAAAAUGUACUGUGUAUGUGUAUAUCCAGUUAACAAAAAAACACAUGCUAGUCUGAAACGUUCACAUUACAAAUGCCAGUAUUUCAGUCUUAUUCACUAAUAUAGAGGUAUUUCAUUCUUUUUUUCAUUUUAUUUUAUGUACUGCCACGUGGGUGCUAUUUAAUUUGGCUACAAUAUACAAAUGCACCCAACCAGUAAUGUAUAAACUAUCUUUAUAUGAGCUGAUUUUAAUCCAGUGCCAUUUAUUUAAGAAGGUAUUGCAGCAUAAAGUGGUACCCUUUUACUUCACUAGUUAUGCAUGUAGAGAUGUAUAUUCGUAGAGAAACCUCCUUAUUUUAAGCUCAAUGCUAUACAUGUGUAACUUUGUAAGUGUUACUGUGUUCAAAUGCAUUUACAUAUUACAUGGUUCUAUAUAUAAAACAUUUAAAUAUUAUUUAGACUUCAGUGCUGCUUCUUUGAAAGUACUUCUGAGUCUUUGUUUUAUGCACAGCAAAUUAAUUGUAUAUGUGUAUCUUUUUUGAAUUUAGUAGGCAAAUGUUGCUGUUAUUUAUAUAUAUAUUUAUUUAUUUUUUAUCCUUUUUGAGUAAAUUCUGCCUUGUGGAUGCCCUUUUAUGUACAUAUUAUAUUGUUUUCUGUGCUUGGCAUAAAUAUGAAAAGCUUACAAAGAAAAUUCCCAUGAAAGUGGAAUAUUUUUAUUUUGUUAGUCUGAGACUAUAAAAGCACAUGUAUUUAAGUACAUUAUGUUCACAAACACAUAUCAAAAUUUGAGUGCUUCUAAUCUUUUCUUUCAGAUUGCACAGGCCGAAGUCCAGCAAGGGCAGCAGCAGUUCAGCCAGUUCACUGAUGGACAGGUAAAUGCAAAUGGUGAUGAUAAUUUUAGCUUCUGUGUGAAUUCUGUGUGAAUCCUAUGUUAUUGAAAAUAUCUGUUUUAUUUAUAGCAAUUAUACCAGAUCCAACAAGUCACCAUGCCAGCAGGGCAAGACCUCUCUCAGCCAUUAUUCAUUCAGUCUACUGGUCAGACAACUGAUGGACAGGCUACACAGGUCACUGGAGACUGACCUGAAAAGCAUAUCAAGGGGACAAUGGGAAAUAGAGCACAGACACACAUACUGCAUAUGCACACCUGUGCCAACAUAGCACACAAAGGUAUGCUACUUGCUCCAUUGGCACAGAGUGGGUUAAAGGGAAGAGAGUUUGCCGUUCAAGACUGGCUUCAAUCAUUCUGAACUGUAAUCAAACCAUUUCGAUAUACCUGAAAAUGCAAGUCGUGAUGAGAAAGAUACUCAGAAGAAUUUGUGAACAUAAACAUCACAGAAGUCGUGGUUAUUCCCUGUCGAAAAUAUCCCAUAUUGUACUUCUGAUGCCAUACACAUGACAUCUCACUUUUUGUUCUCUUUGUCUCAUUACACAACCCCCAACAAAUCCCUGGAAAUGCAUUUGGAAGGCCAUAAAACCCAGCAUAAAAGAUGGCAAUUUUCAAGUGAUUAUAUCUAUAACCUUUUUUUUGGUCAACAUGGACAGCAGGUGGCUUCUGUAAAUUCAGGUAGACCGAUGUUUCAAGUAGAAAUCCAACUUAACAGUGGGAUUUCAGAAGGUAUUCAGUUCAUAAGGGCUUAAGUGUUAACUCACAUUUUACCAUCUUUACAAGGUCCACAAACAAAGUGGAAUUUCUGUUGUUCUUCUCCCCCCUGUAAUUCCAUACACCAGCUACAAUCCCUGUGCCCUUUAUUGUCAGGAUGACAAUUGAACCCAUUUGACUGCCAAGGUGUAAAUUGUCUUAUUUUCCAUUUGGCUGGCAUGAGAACAUGGGAAAAUUGUAUUGGUCUUUCUUUUUUUAUAUAUAUUUUGUUACUAUUUUGAUUUUAAGUAUUGGCGCUAGUCUGCGUUGAAUGCACGUAUCAAAACACUGCACAGACUGCAAUAAACUUACUUUUUAGAUAUAUUUUCAGUUUUCUGCUUGCUUAUAUACAAAUAUAUGAAUGUUGCAUAAUCAGCACAGAUAAGUUUUGCAAUAAGGUGUUUAGUAAUCCAUAUGAAGAAAAACAAAUAGUAUAUCUAAUAGUAGUGAUUAGCUCAAAAACACCUGUGAGGUAUCACCUACACCUUUAACCCUUUAAGGACACGUGACAUAUGUGACAGGUUAUGAUUCCAUUUUAUUCCAGAAGUUUGGUCCUUAAGGGGUUAAGCAUAUAAUACACAAACACAGUAGGGUGAGCAGAUAAUUUGCUUCCCCCUCUUAGUACAAGCAGCAAUGCUGAAAAGAUAGAGGUGUAUAUAAUAGUGCAGAUUGUCUUUUAAAACAUACACAUAUGUGGAUUUUAUAAAACACACUCAAAAGAGUAGAGCCAUAUACUAGACCUGGCUCUGGUGUGGAUAUCCUUAGGAUCUUUUCUAGGUGAUCCAAAUCCCACAGCAGAUAGUCUGGAGAUGAUCCAAUGUUUUCCCAGAAAUAAUAGGUAGCAGGAAUCGGAUAGAGUAAAUAAAUGUAUUUCAAUAAAAUGAUAGAUAAAAAUAAACAGAAAAUUAAGCUAUUAAAAGUGUCCAAUAAUUCUCCAAAACGCGUUUUGGAGGAUGUGGCUUCUUCAGUUGGUGAAAGUAAUAUUACUAUGCCCUGUAUUUCCUUAUAUACAUCUUUUGAAUAGUUUUCACAGUCUUUUUUUCAUCCAGAGGAACGCACCCUGCGUUCCACCUGUCUGUCGGUUUAUUCUUCCUGCUCCUCCACGUCAUAUCCGGUCUCGUGAGUGGAGUCGACAUCUUUGGAACGCACCUUGCGUUCCAUCUCUUUAUGUGGAUCGGCUGCAAUUGCGGAUGUGGAGGAAAUCUCAAGUGGAACGCACCAUGCGUUCCACCUUCGUUUUUACUUUACAACUUUGUGUAUUCACACUAAAUUAUACAUGAAACUAAUAAAACAAUAUCAAUAUAAUAAUGCCCUAAAUAACUUAAAACAGAAAAGCAAAUGUUAGAGAUUUCAAAUGACAUAGUUAACUUCUGUUAUAAUCCAUCAACAGUAUAGAGGGGAAUAUUUAAAGUUACAGUGUACACUCAAUAUAAAUCUCUAAAAAAUACAUGUUUAUAGACAAAUGGAAUAUAGUGUUACCGCUAAGUGCAAGGGGGGAGGGGGGGGGGACUGUGGAUUUAUAAAAUUGGUUUUAAAAUUAUGGUAUAAAGGUACCCUAUAAUCUUAAAAACAUAAAAAGUAUAUAAUAAUACUAUUCUCUUGCUAAAAGACUGUAUGAAAUAUUUACAUCAACGUGUACAGUUUACGAUAAAUGACAUAAUUCGAAAUCCUGAUUGAGACCAUGUGGGAUAAGUGUUUUAAAAUUAUAAAUACAUUUAAUCUCUUCUUUUCCUAUUAAAAUCCCAUCCUCCCCAAAUCUUUCUGAACUAAUUGAAUAGCGCAGAAAAAAAAAUUUCUUGGGUUAUUAUUGUGGUAGAUCUUAAAAUGACUUCAAACACUGUGUUUCUAUGCCCUUUUUUAUAUUUUGCACAUCUUAUGGUUCUUCCUACAUAAAUGAGGUUAGAGACAUUUUUAAUUUGUAAAUUAUAUUUUUAGAAAAACAGGUGAGCUGGAAAGCGCUGUGGAAUUUGAUGGCACUAUAUAAAUAACAUAAUAAUAAUAAUAAAUUAUCUUUCUUCUUGAUAAUAAAAAGUGAUGUGGUCUAGUAUAUGGCUCUACUCUUGUGAGUGUGUUUUAUAUCCACAUCCAUGUGUAUGUUUGUUUUAAAAGACAAUUUGCACUAUUAUAUACCCCUCUAUCUUUUCAGGAUUGCUGGUUGUACUAAGAAGAGAGGGGAGUAUAUAAUCUGCUCCACCUACUGUGAUUGUGUAUUAUAUGUUUAGUAAUUCAUAGUAGGUCUUUUUUAAGCUAAAGUGUACACGUUUUAACUGAAAACAUACUAAUCUUCAGAUUUGUUUGUUUACCAGUAGGCAAUGGUGCAUCUUAAAGGAUCACUAUAGGGUCAGGAACACAAACAUGUAUUCCUGACCCUAUAGUGAAAACCCACCAUUUGGGUGGCUUAGCCCCCCAGUGACAUCAAAAUUGCCGAUUUUUAGCCAAUCCAAUUUUUAGCCAAAGCAUUGGAUUGGCUAAAAUCGGCAAGGGGGCAGGGCCAAACGUUGUUUUGACCAAUCAGCACCAACUCAAAGAUGCAUUGAAUCAAUGCAUUUCUAUGAGGAAAAUUCAGGUCGCUGAACGACAGGGCUGCUUACUGUGCAGCCCUGAGCCAUGAAGCCCCUCCAGUGGCCAUCUAAGGAGUGGUCACUUGGAGGUGUCCCUAGGGGAAAUAUUAACACUGCCUUUUCUCUGAAAAGGCAGUGUUUACAUGUAAAUGCCUGAAGGGAGAUAUUCUACUCACCAGAACUACAUUAAGCUGUAGUUGUUCUGGUGACUAUAAUGUCCCUUUAAUAUUUCUAUAAGAAAUGUAGUGCAAUUGUGAGACAGUACCAAACAAAAUCCCAGAUUGUUUAUUAAAAUUUAAGACAUAGUAUGGAAUUACCUUUCUAAACAUUAAAUAGCCUUAUUGUUCAACUGGUAGUAUAAUAUGACCAGAGGGGACUGAGGUACAUGGUAGUGUCUAUAGGAUGUUGAAAAGAAUUCACACUUCAUACAAUUGCAGACAUGGGUAACAUUGGGUUCAUCACUGUUAAGGACUAGAUACAAGUUUCCAUUUGUGCUACCUAUGACGUCACAUAUGUCCUCCAACAGCAUCUUUGAUUUGUAUGCUAUUUAAUGAUGUAACAGUGGCCUAAUAUCCUGGGAGCCAGCACAAUUAUUGUUUGCACACUAUAAAGGAAACUGCAAAAAUGAUAAUGUACCCAAAACAAGCCAAAUUUGCAGGCAUUGGGGUAAAAAAAAGCAGCAAGAAAUGUAAAUUAAAUAGUCUUUAUUAAAUAUGAGGAAUCAAUGACAACAUACAAAGGUGGAUGAAUUAAACCUGUGUGCGCGGAUGGUUUUGCUCCAUUGUGUAUGGGUCAAUUCGUAGUUAAGUGAAAAACACUGUAAAUAGUCAAAUCAAGAAUGAUGAUUCUUCACAUUUCUAUAGAACAUCUUCUGCAGUGCAGUGAAGCUAUAACACCAUAAGCAAUUGACAUACACAGAUAUUGUUGACAGACACAAUAUGUGGACAAGGCCAUGCUGAAAUAAGUUUACCAUCUAGGAAUCCCAUAGAAUUUAAAUCCUUAUAAGGUCCAGUGGGGGAAAUGAAUGUUUUUAAAAUCACAUUGUGUAAAAAUGCUUGUGGAUUAGAUGGUGGUUACAGGUAUAAACAAUGUGUAAUUUUGAUAGUGUUAUAAAAUCGUCUAAUCUUGUGUUGAUAGUACCAAAUAUUUUCAUCUAACGUUUUUCUAGUUUCAUUCUUCAUUGUUUAAGUCCUCUUUAGGUAUUUUAUUUCGAUUUUGGAUGAAAAUGAUGCAAUAUGUUUUAUUUUUAAUGAAAUUUCUAUAUAUGUUCAUCCUGAUCUGUAGCUUCAUUGCGUUUUCUGCCAGUAGAGUAGAAAUCCACAAGCAUUCCUCAUUUAGUAAUGUAUAACCCCACAUUAGAGGCAAUACACAAAAUUAGUAAAGAUCUUGAAAUGCUGCCUUCCAGAAGACCCCACACUUAAAUAUUUCUGUAACAACCUACCCAAUCUAAGUAAAUUUAUAUAGGUAAAGGGCACCAGACAGAAUAGCACAGGGUCUACAAAACGAAUUGCAAGGUAGCACAAUAACUUACAAGAAAAUGGGUUUGUAUUUUUGCACAUGUGUCAUGCAUACAUGAUGCCUACACAGCUUUUGAACAAGUGGACUGGAUGCUUGUGUAUCCAACCUUACAAACCAUGGAUUGGAGUGUAGCAUUGUGUGUGGGUCCAGACCCUCUACACUUACCCUAUUUCUAGGAGAUAGGGAUAAUUAAACCAUUAAGUUUUUUGGGGUUUUUUUUAAAACAAAUGUGAGAAACAUAAGAUUUCAUCCUAUGCUGGCGAUUUACUCUUUUACAGUGAGCAACCAAUUAUCUCACUAGCAAAUAUUAUUGCGGAAUUCUAAUGGUACGUGGAAGCGAGAAGCCUAAAAUUAACGUUGGAUAAAUAAUAGGUGCUAAGCAUCACUGUUCUUUCCUAGGUGGUGUACCAUUUGCAAACUCUGUUUCCAUUCGACUGGUGGAUGGAUCUUUAGUAUCUCAAAAUUAAGACCCUCUCAGACACUGCUAAACUAUACCAGUGUUUCCUUUCUAUCCUUCAUCACUUGCCUCACUUAAAUAGGGUAAAACCUCACCUUGGGAAAGCAUUAGAUUGGCUUAGAUUGUCAAUUAUGAUGAUCUCAGCCAAGGAGGAGCAGAGCCAAACGCAGCUCUGACCAAUCAGCAUCUCCUCGAAUCAAUGCAUCUCUAUGAGGAAAGUUUAGCGCCUCCAUGCAGAGCAUUGUGCAGCACUGACCCAGGAAGCACCUCUAGUGGCAGUUUGCAUGAACUGAAUUAAGGGGUUCCUAGGGAGCAACGUAAACUGCUUUUUCUCUGAAAAGACUGUUUACAUUUAAAAAAAAAAAAAACGGCUGGGAUUGACUAUACUCACCAGAACUACUACAUUAAGCUGUGGUUGUUCUGGUGACUAUAGUGUUGCUUAGGUAUAUUUCUCCAAACAGUUUAAUGGCCUUGGUCUUCUAUAAAUAUUAUCAAGCCAAACAUUUAUUCCAAUUAGUCAAAUGGCAUCGUGUUGGGACUCUGAAACAUUGGCUGAAGUUAGAAUGCUGAGAAAUGGCAGAUAGGAUCCGAGCCGGUACCUGACUGAACCUUAAGGACCUACCGAGAGAUAUUCAAAUGCACCACUUCACCAAGGUGACUUUAAAAAUGUUUUAUUACCUUAGGUGGGAUCAGUCCCUUUUUCCACCCCUUUCUGUAUCCCAUGAUCAACAAUUCAGCCUUACCACAAGGCCUUCUGAACGUUGGGACUUUGUUUCUUAGACAUAAACGACCGCAUAUUUGUGCAUACACUUAGUUCAGUUGCAGACUUAUUUCCCAUCUCUCAUUUCUUCCAGGACAGGCAACUCACGUACCUGAAAUCUUUCCUGUACCAACUGCUCCGGUAUUUUUAUUAGUCAUACAGCCCACAGCAUUUGAGGACUAUUGUAGUCGCACCAAGCCCUUACCUAGGAGCACUUACAUGUAUGUCUCACUAGGAGGAUGUCUUGUAGCUGUCUUUCACCAAACAGGACUGUGCUAAAAUGUUAGUCCUGUUCCAAGAGAUUAAUUUCAAACUAUUAACAAAUUGGUAUGAUACAACACAAGCUAAACAGAAUUAACCCCCAAACCCAGAGUAUGCAUGGAGGCAGUCAAAACACUGUUGGACAUCCUCUGGGAAUGCCCAGUGAUAAAGCCAUUUUUUGAGACAGGUCUAUGAUAGUGUGACGUCUCUGGCUGAUGAGGUGGAAUUCCAUACCGCAGAUUUACUGCUUUAUCAGACCAGGCUACUGAUAUUCAAAUAAAAUUGAGGUGGAUUUCUCCCAAAAAAUUUUUUUAAAUCUUUAAACCCCUGCUUACUGUGGCUCGGUCUCUGAUUCAUGCACUCUUAGAUGCAAUUGCAUGCGCCCCUGUAUUAAAGUCUACUAGAUUGCAUGAAAAAAAAUACACAAGGCAUCAGAGAGAAAAAGUGGCUGCCCUGAAUGACAGGACUGAAAAUAUCUAGAGAUAUAUAGGAUAUUUCAUGGUUGCUCAGGCCAUGGGUAUAUUAAACAAGAUUAUGGGGUUAUUUCUUCUUUUAUCUAAUCACCUUUCCCCUACCCCCUUUUUCCCCUUCCUACUGCCCUCUCUACCUCCUUCUUUCUCUUUAUUCCCUCUCUAGUCCACACCAUUCAUUUCUUGUCUUGGCCAGGAACCAACCACUCACAAUUACUUAAGUCGUGAGGCUGACUAGUUUCCAUGGAAUUAUUGUUUUCAAUUUAGGUUGUUUCAUGGUUGUUUUAUUUUGUUAUGGAUAUAUUAUCAAUGUACUACUCAUGAGGAUCCUACGACUUGCAAUGUAUGCCUCACUGCACCCAGUGUUUGCUAUUAAAAUAUUUUCUACCUCUGUAUUCAUUUCUAAAUGCAAAAUAAAAAUUGUCAAAACAUAAA
Messenger RNA from Pelobates cultripes (western spadefoot toad), 59932 nucleotides. Lineage: Eukaryota; Metazoa; Chordata; Amphibia; Anura; Pelobatidae. The record is from the annotation of a GenBank genome assembly.